CGAGCCCUGAGGCCUUUACUCAAGAGUAGAAGUUUCUACAUCAGGCUCCACCGGUGAGUCACUUUAUUUUGUACAUCAGUGCUGUUGUAUCAUAGUAAGGCUGACAACACACGGAAUGACUUUUAGAUUCAAGCUGAUUUUAAAACCAAGUGACACUUCACAUACACAGACAUCCUAAGCUGAUUACAACUCUCUGAAUACACACACAAAAGAUGAUUUAAUAAGAUCACUGGACUCUUCGUUCAUUCCUAAACAAAACCAUGACGACUGAAUCCAAACAUGGUAUAUUUGAGCUGAAGCUAAUUUAUUUUGUGCAUCAGUCGAUAAUACUUUGAUUAUUGCAUAGAGGAAUAGAGGGAGGACAUGAACAAUACGGUUGUUGAGGAAGAGAAGGGGUCAGCGGCGAAACCGGGAAUGUCUGUCGUCAAGUAGACCAAUCACAGGGCUUAUGUUUACCAUGUUUUGUAGUUACAGUUUUGAGAAAGUGCUCGUCAGCUUGGUGCUUAGGCUUCUGCGUAAGGUACAGGGCCAUGAGGACGUUGCCUUUUUAGCAAAGACGGCUGUUCGUACUCUUGCUAGGUAGUUUCAAAACUGGCGCACUUUUGACGUGGUUGGACUAUCAUGAUGCGUGAAUCUGCUCACUGCAUGUUUGUGCUUGUUUUUAGACUUAUUUACAUUGCAGCCUAUCACAUAUAAAUGCAAAAAGAUAAAAAAGGAAAUGCAGUUUUUACUGGGGCACCCUCACCCUAAAGCCUCCUACCAUGACUCUGCACCAGCCGAGUGUCAAAGUUCUCCUAAAGGGAGAAUUUGAAACCUUUUCAUGUUCCCGUCUUGAGUGUGUGACUAAACCCGAAUCCUGAAUGACACAGCAGUUCUCUCUCUCUCUGUAUGACCCCUCAUAGAGAUCAGUCAUACAGUCCACCUUAAUCUGGGCGCAGAAUAAAGCCAGAUAAUGAUGUUUGCACUGAUCCCUGAGCCUCUUUUGUCCGGACUAACGCCUCAUAGUUCGGCCUUUAAUUUUUCCUCUCUGUAGGGAGUCACCUCCUGUGGUAAUUGAGGUCAAACACAAUCCAUCGUAGUUGAUUUUUCUUCCUCUUUUAAGUACACCGGGUUGUGAGCAAUGGUAAUUUGAAUAAGCUUGUUUUGUUGUGUGACAUCCUGAGGCAGCUCAAUGACACGAGGAAGAAAAGUUCAUCCCGAUACCUUAAAGUAACCUCAAUUAUUUUAAGAUUCAAGUGGUACUAGAAGGGUGAAAUCACUUAAUUCAGCUCUUCAACGCUUCAAGAUGUUUGUAAAUUUGAAGAUUACCAACUAAGUAGUCCAUUAGUGAAAGACACUUUGAGUUUUGUGCACUAUUUGUGUUUGUGCGUAAUUCCUCGCAUCUGCUCGUGUGCAGGAUUUUUUGUCGUGGAUCCCAUAAGGCUCCUCUGGCGGGCGUCCCAUCAGAAGUCGUCUCUUGAAUGAGAGACGGCUCGAUGGUGCUCAGAUGGAGUGAGUAUUGUCAGAGGAGCUGCAUGUGACUAAUCAGGACUGGGCUCGGCUCCCUGCCUUCCCCUCGAACCAUAUUCUGCUGAUUCAAAAGGCCGCCGAGACUUAAUGGAAAAGCAUGAUGAGGCCAUCAGAGAAAGUCGAGCUACACCCUGACUCAUGUCGCUUUGGUCGAUGUCCAAGUAAAUUUGCAGUAAUGCGUCAGCAGAGCCUUCGAAAGCUGUUCUAAGAUUCAUACCAUGCAGAUUGAUCCAAACUGGUGUCAGAAAUCAGCGACAAACCAAAAGAUCAAACAUAUGGGCCACUGAUUUCCACCGAGCCGCCUCUCUUUCUAUUUAUCGCGCCUUCUGCCGUUUGCUCCCUGUCUCUAUCUUUCUCUCACUACCUUUUUAUCUCUUCUUCCUCUCUCUCUCUCUGGUCACUCUGCCUUUGCUUCGUGCCUGCACACACAUAAAAUGGAGGGCAGCGGUGAGGUUCCAAUUCAGAACUCAUUUGUGGUGCUGCCGGCCCCCUACCCGCUCAGCAGUUGCCGAGGGGACCCAGGGGAGCCCUAUCACAGCUCUAUAUGCAAAUGUCCUUGCACCUGGACAACAGCGUGGGCAUGCUGGGACCGGGAGCUUAUUUAUGCAAAUCUCAGGGAGACAGUCACAGCACACAACACAGAGCCGGCCACAGACACUGGUGGCCAUAUCUCCCCGCCAGCACAUCAACUAGUUGCAAAAACGAUGGAAAAAUGAAAGAUUUGGACCAAGUUGCAGACAGGAAAUAGGGAGUGACACAGUCUGGGAGAUAGGUGCAAAUAAAAUGUAUGGAUGUACAGUUUGCAGGAACUCUGGAAGUUUUUUUUCCGACUGACUUUCUAGGAUAUGACAGUACGGGUUUGUGCAUCAAUCAGUGUUUGAGAUAAUUGAUGAAAAGCUAGAUUUUGUUGUGUUUUCGUCUUCUUGCGUGACACACAGUAAGAUGUAAGAGACCGCACACAUGAACGCGCGCUACAAAGGUUUUGUUUACCACCACAACAGCGCUGACAAGAGGCAAUAACACUGAAUGUGUUAAAGCGCUCCACGGCGAAAGGAGAACAAAACCAAUCUUUGUGUCUCAGCUGGCCCUGCCUCCCGACUGGGCCGCACCACUGUGCGAGACAUCACACAGGAAAGCGCUCCCUCUCCGCACACAACAGGCCACAUUAAUGUGCAAAUGUAUGCAAGGAAAUUUCAGAAAAGCCGAAAUUACUGAGCCAAAUGAGGUAGCUGCACUCAAAUUGUUGGGAUUAUGAAUAAUUACCGCACGUUGCAUGGAACUUUCCUCAAUUUCCUGUGAAACAAUGACUUCAGUGGUUUAAUUGAGGAAAAUCCAAAUGUGGUGUGAAGUUAUUGUUUUCCAGUGAUGGAGGUAGAAGCUACCUUUGCCAAUUUUCAUAUGCUGAAUCAGGGGACAUGGAAGGGGCCUGUAAUGGUGUUCAGUUCCGCUUUGUUUCUCUAAAACUUUGAGUGUGAUCUGUUGUCUCUUUGUGAAACUUGCCUGCUCUUAGGGAACAAAAAAAUACUGUCAACUGUUUGUAUAUGGAAAAAAGCUUGUUCUGCUUACAUGAGGCGAAAUGUUUUGAAUAAAUUUGUUUGAAGUUCUUAGCUGAGAGAAAUUACGGUUAGACGGUCAACAUCCUUGGAAUUUAAGAAGACGAUACAAAACCACAAACUACAGAUUGUGCAGUUAGUGUCAGAUAAAGUCAGUGAGUAGACUCUCUAUCUCUACCACAAGUGCAUUAAAACAGACCUUUUUCGCUGACACAACACUAUCUGUAACCUCCUUUAGACAUGCACAAAUGCAGCCGACAAAUGUGUUAUACCCUCUUUGGGCUGUGAAGGCUGCAGUCGGUCCAUAUUUGGUGGCCCUUCUUGGCUCAUGACUCUAAAGGUCCUUACACACCAGGCGCGAAUUCACCAGGCGAAUUAUAAUAAUAAUAAUAAUACAUUUUAUUUAAAAGCGCCUCUCUGGACACCCAAGGACACUGUACAGGCAUUAAGAACACAGUUAAAACACAGUUAAAGCAAAUAAAAACAACAUACAGGUAUGGAGAUGGACAGUUAAAGGGAAUAUGUGAUUUGGAACAGAUGUGUUUUGAGUUUUGAUUUGAAGUGGGAUAGUGUUUCUGAUAGCAUAAAGUCAAUGCAAGCUUCCACACCGGCAGCGAUUUUUCCGUGGGGCAAAAAGCGUCUUUUUUUUUUUCGCUCUUGUGUCGAAUUUUUUGGAUAUUCGCAGGCGAAUAUCUGGACCUGCUAGACCUCUGGCCAAUCAAAAGUCAUGUUGUUGAUGACGUCACAGACCCAUGCGGCUGCAGUUCACACGACACACACCGCCACUGGCACCGAGAGCAACGAUGGGAGAGAGGCUGGUAAUUGCGGUACAGGACCACUGGAUGGCGGUGUGGAACUCGCCCAUCUCCUUCCUCAAAGUUAAUAUGGGAUGUACCCAAACACUCCUUUGUUUAUUCUUCUGUCUUCUUUUUUUUUGCCAAAAGCAUCAAAACGAGCUCAUCAUCGCUUGAGGAUGUUGUCGACUCAAUUUCUUUGUUCUCCUCUCCUCCGUAGCGCGAAAGAACUCACACCAAAGACAAUAUUUAUUAAUUCGCUUUGCAAAAUUUAUACGCAUAUUCGCUUUGCGCCCGGUGUGUAUAGGCGAAAGCGAAUAUUCGCAUUUUCGUCUCGCUUUUUCACUUCGCUCCGCAAAUUUGUGUGUAAGGACCUUAAGACAAUCGAGAUAGAAGACUCUCAAACUUCUGAGUAAAACAUCGAAGCUUGAAAUGAUCUGUUACGUCAAACAACAACAAGAGUAGUGCAAUGAGUCAGGGUGGUGAUACAGACACAUAAUCCCUCAAAGGGUAGACCAUCUCAAUUCAGGCUGCAGCCCCUGGACUGGGACACAACUUAUGUGGGUUGCAAAGAGACGAUUAUGUUAAGGUGACCGGACGUCCCCGGCUUCUGGGGACAGGUUCCUGUAUUGGAUGACCUGUCCCCAGCUAAAGUUGUCCCCGGAUAUGUCCCAGAUUUGAGCAUUUCACGAAUAAGAAGGGAGGAAGCUCAAGUAAGCAUGUUGUACGCAGUCCUGAAUGGCAUCCCUCUGCUCAGUAUGUCCCCAGAUUUCGUUACAGAAAUCUGGUCACCUCAGUUUAGUAAAAAAAAAAACAGGACUAAAGUUAUAUAAAGAUAGGCUUUUACCUUUCUGAUGCAUCUCCAAAAACAGGAAAUGUCAAAGUUUUGCAAAAUUAGGUUUAGUAGUAGAGCUGGUGUAUAAGAUUGCAUUGGAUUGUGCAGGUUGUGGUAAAGCUACAGAUGAUCUAUGUGUAUUUCAGUUGUCUAUGUCAAGUGGCGUGUCACUGAAAUUUCUAACCUGCCAGAAAUUCAUCUGAACCGGGAAGAGCAGCUGACAAUGAAAGCUAGUUUGUGUUUCUGUUGCUAACACUGCUAAUAGAAAUGCUACUACAGCUCCUGGUGAGAUCUCAUAAUUUGAUGGUUAUUAUACUGGUUUAUACAGCAGUGGUCAUGGUGGAAGGGGCCUCAGAAAUAACUUAACGAUGCACCAGCUCAGGGUACUGACUGGCAGCUUUGAUGCUCUGAUCACCAAGAUGCUUCCUCUCACCUCCUGGAUUCAGGAAGUACAAAAGAGACAAGAGACAAGGUGGUUAAUAAUGAUGGCUUACGACUCUUUGUGGUUUGAUAGAGAGCAGCAGCAAACUCGGAUAUGACGUAAGUAUGCUUUUAAAAAAAUGUAGAUGAGUCCAGCAUGAAAAGCAGAUGAAAGGAGUCUUUGGAGAUGUGGACCAAGAAGAGAAAUGUCAGUGAAGAAAAUGACUUCAAGAAAUAGGUAGAAAAGGGAGGGGAUGGGGAUGAAGGGGGGCUAGGACGGCUGUUGUUAUUGUGUUUGAUGUAGUGCUUGACAAGAGAGAGAGUUUAGAAAUCCUUGUGUAGUAGGAGGCAGAGGAAGAGAGGGUUCAUUUAAAUGCAUGCUCACUCAGGGCCCAUACGGAGUGGGUGUCUGUUGAGAAUUCAUCAUGGCCUUACUGAUAAAGCCUCAGCCUCUUAGCGAGGGGAAAGGAGAGACAGAUCACUCUCUUGAGGUGAGAUUGCCUCGUGGAUGGACACUUGUUAUGUAGAAAUACACAACACUGACGGAUAUUACCAUGGCACUUUCGGACUGGUUAGUCAUCCCUCCAUCCUCUAUCCCUCCAUCCAUCCAUUCCACCAUUUCCUCGGGUUGGAUGAGAAGUACUCUUUGGGGACCAUAAGCUGCAGACUGCACUCGUUAUUAUAGCUUCCCCACAAUUAGGAGGAAAGUUUUCAGCCAGAGAGAAAGGUACCUACAUUUUCUUUACAUGGCCUCUGAAAACGUCACGUAGAAACACUCGAACCAAACCGAUUAUUAGGUACAACUCUGUGACCCAACAGCACUAUUCUAGCUCAGUAUAUGUUCCCCUUCUAAGUAUGGACAAAAAGUGGCAUGUUGAUGUAAAAUUAUCCAAAGAUGCUUGUUGGUGAGCAGUUGACAGAGGUAUAGUGUAUUUAGGUCCAGUUGAGUUUCCUUCUGCUCUAACUCUUACCUGAAGCGCAGAAGUUGCAUGAACUGCUUAUAAUCAGGGUCUGGAUAUCAAAUCCACACUAGAGCUGUCACGAUACCAGAUUUUCACCUAACGACUAUAAUGGCCACACAGUAUGGCGAUAAGAAUCUCAUGAUAUCGAGGAACGGCUCCAAAAUAAAUCAACACGAUCAGCCAAAUUGAGGAAGAGUGGAUCAACACUUUUAUUUUUAGACCUAAUUUCAACCAAUUUAGACGUUGCACUUUAACCCAUUAUUCCAUAACUUUUUUUUUUUCUCAAAAAGCAAAAGUGAGUUGCAUAACUGAUCUCAAAGUACUUAACCAAAUUAAUUGUGAUAGCCGAUCACAGCAAUAUACAGUGUAAUGUAGAUAAAGCCCAGAUUUAUACUUGGUCUUAAAUUAAACGCCUAAAAAACGUUCAUUUUUAGACCUCUUUUAGACCAAAAAAUGCUCAGUGAGACAUUAAUCUAUAACUUACUUAAACAUAAUUAUCUUCGAUUUUAUCACUCAUUUUAACUAAUAUUUAAACUUGUGAUUUAUCCACAUCAUGUUCUUCUACGGAGAAGACAUUGACUAAUAAAAAGAUGAGUCCUAGUGCUUUUAUUUUUAAUUUCUUUGUUUUAAAUUUACAUAGCUUUAUUUUCUGUACAGUUAAGCUAUGCUUUUAUUUUGAAGGGCAGUACUUCUCGUAGAUUGUGCAUUAUGAAACUAAAUGAAAACUCUUAAAAGAGCAGUUGGAAAGUAUAAAUGAUCAAUUAAUCAUUAACCUAAAGAGGCACAAUGAGUCUUGAACAUCAGUUUUUAAAGUGCCAAACCAUCUCUCAGAGGGCUGCUUCAGCUAGCUAGCUAGCAGUCUGCAACUUCUUCUUCGUCUAGCCUCUGUUUUAUGACGGUACCUGAAUAUUAUGACAGUACCAGUCCACAUGGAGUCAAAGGUCAAACUUGUUAGCUUGUAAUUUACUUUAAGUUGUUUCAUUGUUUAGUUGCACUGUGCACAAGCAAAGUUGAUCUUGACUGGUAGAACAACAAAAAUUUUGUUGCACAAAUUUGUUUUUUCACUCCAGUUUUACUCCUCAUGGAGUAUUUGUGUAAGUGCAACUUCUAAAACAUUAGAGUCCAAACUCGUGUCUGAACAAGUGUUAGGUUUGGUCUCAGGCGUAGCUACUGCUGGACUCCAAAGUCUACAAGAGUUGUAAGAGUUGCAUGAGUGGUUGCUUUAACAUUAGAAAGGGCAUUUUGAUCUAUUGUUUACGUAUUCCUUUGCACAGUUUAAGUCCAUUCAGAUCAUUAGCAAGACUGGCAACAUCUACAAGCCUUGAAAAUAUGUUUUAUAUUCCAGCUAACAGGAUGUGUGGGUGAAAAAAAAUGGUCUCUCUGGCUUUUCUGCACAUCAGGAUAUUGUUUUAUGGUAUAAAACAGAUGUUUUCCAGCUCAGCUAUGCCUCAACAGAUUCUAUCAAUACCACAUGCAAACAGAAUAUGACAAAAAGAAACCAAAGUGAUCUCCGCACACAAUCAGCAUUAAAAAAAAAAAAUAAUACCAACGCGAACAAUGCAUUUUUGAGCAUUUGUUUACAUCUGCUUUUUUUAUGUUGUUGUUGUUCUCACAGCCACAAAUAUUGUCUAGGGAACAUUUAUUCCGGCCAACAUAAUUCAAUGACACAUCAUUCAGCUUUGAGGAGCAAUUAGCACAAAUCUGCAAACACAGGACAGGAGAACAAUGGACCUUUGGAGGUGAGUGGUGAGCGAGCGUGUGUUUGUCUUUGUGCAUGUCACAGAUUUACACCUGCAUGUUUAAAAAAAGGCUGUACAGUAGCUGCACAGUGAUAUGAAAUAAGCUUUUCUUAUAUCAUUUAAAACAUGUCAGAGUUUAAGCUGUAAUAGACAUUUACUAUUAUAUACUGUAUAUGUAAGACACACUCUUGACUUCAUUUACAAGUAUUUAUGUCUUUUUACUACAACCACUUACCACCAAAGUUCGACUGUGUUUAUUAUCUUUCAUUGCCCAAGCUGACCUAGUAAUCUUGAACGCUUGAUUCUGAUUGGUCAGCACCACAUAGCAGUAGCAAUUAAUCCUUAAAAAACAAAAGUGACAAUAUGCAGAAAAAAUCUGGCACGUUUCGUCUCCGCCUGUUGACUCUGUGGCAAAAACAUGAGCUCCUGUUGAAGCAUUGUGCCAAAACUAUUAGCUGGUCACAGGAGCAUCUUUGUGAUUCUGAUGGCUACAAGGUUACUUAGUAUGGUAACUAUGACAACGCUUAAGAUGGGAUAUGUGUCUAAAUUAUGUUUUCAGGUGAAUCAUCAAACUUUGGUCAAUGAAAGUCUCUACAUUUUAGUCCUUGCUUCUGACAGUGUUGCCAACUCCUCAGUAAGGAAAGUCGCUAGUGGCUGUUGUAAAAGUCGCUAGAAGUCGCUAGAUGACGUCGUUGCAUAAUUUACAUAAUUUCACAGUCAAACCCUCUGUCGCCGCCAACCCCCCCCCCCCCCCCCCCUUUUUUUUCUCUGCUUCCUGGAACCACCACUUGCACAGUAGCAUUGUACGCAUUCGAUGGGUGAGUCGCUGUGAUGACGCUCGUCUAAAACAGCGUAUCGCUACGCAAUCUUCGCACUUCACAGGCUGUAUCAAGUCAAGAUGUGUAACACUCCUUCUGUGGACAUAUGGAUAUAAUAAGAACCCCAAAUAGCUUUUGAAAAUGGAGCUGCACAUAAAAAAUCAAAAACCCCUGGUCGGACAGUGAAUUGACUCCCAGCUAGUUGUCAUGUAAUUACUAGAUAAUUUCAUGUUGUUACAAGGUAAUUACCUGUUAAUUACCUGGUAAUAAGUGAACCGUAAAAGAAAGGGUUACUAAGUCAAUACUGUCCUAGCUACCUGGUAGGUAACCUUCCAUCAUCAUACAAAUUUGAAGCCGAAUUGCUCUGGUAUUUCCAGGAUUCUCUCCACUUCCUGGAACUACCUUUGCACAGUAAUUGUCGCAUUCGACGGGUGAGUCGCAGAAUAAUGCUCGGCUCAACAGCGUAUCGCCACGCAAUCUUCGCACGCCCAUAGGCUGUAUCAGGUUUUUGUCAAGAGCAUGGAUCAGGAAAAGUUUAUGAAUGAUGAAUUUGAAGAAUUAAGGCAGUAAGGAUUAUAGUGCACAUCAGAGUUUAAUCAGUGAUGUCUUUUAACUCGCCAUUGUCAAAAUUUUGAUUAAAUGAGGUUUGGAUAUUGAGCUAUUUAACAGUAAUCGCUUAAAAAUAACAAAUAUGAAACUAAUGUUGCUCCAGUAGCUGCAGGUUUUUGUCAAGAGCAUGGAUCAGGAAAAGUUUAUGGCGUUUAUGCAAAUAUGCACUCCCAUAAUACCUGCCUCGCUUCGUUUUUUAUUUUAUUUUAUAAGUUUUCUUGCCUCUUUCUGUAUUUUUUGCCCUUUUCUUUGUGCACAAAUUUGUCGUAUAUUCAUGAAAAGUUUUGCUCCAAUUAUGAGUGCAGCUUCUGCCUUUACUCUUUCGCAGGAGUUAUAUAAUGCAGGUGCAGUCGAGGUUGUUUUCGAGCUGAAUCAGCAUGCACUGUGUGUUUUUUUUUUCCUCCUUUUGUUUGUUUGCUUGUUCUGGCAAUUAGCUUUUGAACUCUCAUCACGUCCUUGGACAGAGCUGUUUUACCGACAUGUAGUGCCCUUCUGCAGAAGCCUCCUAUGCUCAUCGCUGCGAAUUUUCAGAACCAAAACAACUCUCUCUCCUUUUCCUCUGGUUCUCUGUGCUACAAACAGACUAAAAAAGAAAAAAAAAGUCCAAACUUAUACAAACACCUUCCAUCUGCCUCCAGUAAGAUCUCUGAAAAGUUCGUUUUUUUGUGCUUUUUACAUCUCUAAUGUGUUAGAAGGCAAACUUUUUUGGAGAGCAGGGGGAUUUGGGGGCUGGCAUGGCGGCGGUGGUGGCGGUGUUGGUGAAGUAGGCAGCAAUUAGCGUGUUGCUAAUGAACUCCCUCUCAUUAUCAGUGAAUCAACAGGCCUGUGCUAAUUACGGUUAGCAGGACAGACUCCUCUCUCCCACUGCGACGGGCUUCAAGGUCCCUCCGGAGCUGCAACACACCGGAUGGUCUGCCAGCAGCCACAGGUGCAAAGCGCUCACUGCCAAUGUUAAAAACAGAACAUAACACAUGCACACACUCGAACACCGGGUCUGACAAACACACAAAGCCAGGGACCAAUACACUCUCUGUCAUGUUGUGGUCAUCUUGCUGCAGGUGGCCCCAUCGCACGGGGGCUUUUUUUAAUCAAAUAUUUGCCAGGAGUUAAAGUGCUGUUAACCCCUUUUCACCCAGCUGUAAGCACAUGAGAGAGGAGUGUGUCAAAAACUUAAGUGGGGCUGUUAGAGGACCUCACCUGGACAUUGUUAACGGCACACAUUAUUUUAGCAGUCAGAGCUCUUUCAAUAUUUAAAGGAUAAUUUUGGUUUAUUACAUCUUGGGUCUUUUAUUUUUGGCCAUCGUUCCAAAAUCCUUAUUCACCAAGUUAAUUGCCCAAAUCUGAGAACAUGCCAACAUCACGAAAAAGAAGCCAACCGGGGCAGCGAUCCAAGAGCUUUUAAAACUGCAUUAUUAAAUAUUUUUUAUUAAUGGAUUAAAGACCAAGUGUCAUACAAAAAGAAUUAUACCUAACUCUGCACAUCCUCGUAGUUUUAUGAAGCACUCUAGCAUCUUCUACCUUAAUAUUGUGGUUCUAUAGCUUGCAUCUUUCCACUCAUGUGUGGCAGAAAAUUAGAAUAUUCUAAAAAUAUCUAUUUCAUUAUUGCUUGUUAUGGCCUGAUUUGUUUGUCACCCACAACCCACAAGUUUGCAGUAUUUAGAUCUGGAGGUAAAGGUGUUUGGAGGCUGCGUUUGGUUUUAUAACGACUCAACUGGAUUUAUGUGUAACCAGCACAGACAACAGGAUAUCAACCUGCAAGGAGGACCAAAAACUGGUGGUGCUAGCUCUGCUAAAGUUAGCCCCGCUAGGCAAUCUUAUUCUGCAUUAUUUAUCCGCAAACUCUGAGAUUUUGUGUUGAAUGAAUGUCACACCCGUUUGUAGCUCAUGUAUUUGUCGUUGUAUUUAUUUAGAUUCAUUUAUAGAAUGUAUAUAGAUUAGGAGCUGUCUGCCUCCUGCGAGAACAGCACCCUCUGGUGACGGGCUGCAGUAUAGGUCAUAAAUCCCACCUCCUCCAGCAAUCUGUAUGGAGCAGUGGACAAACUUUAGAAACUAUUACACAGAAUAAAACUUUUCUCCCCCCUGGUUGUGAUGUUGACAUGUGAUUAUUGUCAGACUGCUUUGUGCUCAAGUCCUCUUUUCUCUGUCCAGCUCCAUUUUUUAAAGGAGGUUCAUGUUUUCUAUGAUUGACACCUGAUUCAGCCUAUGGGAGUACAAAGAUUGCAACUCUCUCGCUGAAUGUGUACAACACUACAGCUCAAUGUUGGUUUCAGGAAGUGGAGAAAAAUCGUGGAAAUACCGAGAGCUUUUUGGCUUUAAAUACGUAUACUGGCGGAAGGCGGAACCAAGUUGUCUGUGGUUUAUACAGUCUAUGGAUCCAUCAGAUAAAAUAAUGUAAAGGGUAAGAGUCACACCUACAUUUGCAUAAUUAGAAACAGAUGAGUUAGUUGACAGAUGGAUGCGUUGUAGCUGUUCACUGGGAGGCCGAAAGCUCGCCACCUCUUGGCCGUUGUCCAGAUUGAUCGAAAGCUGCAUCUCUAUCAGCAGUAGCAUUACAGAGAUAAUGUCCAUUUUUAUGCUAAAUACCUCACACACUGACUAGCCCAGAGGUGCAUGCCCAACAUCCCUGGACUUCAACUCUUGGGUUAGCCUCAUUAAGAAACCUCGGGUUAAGUAAACUCUUCAUUAUUUACGCUGUACGACUCCUGCUCUGCUGUUAACAUUUUAACUGGAGCAUUACGACAAAAUCUUUCUCCAUCCGCUUGACUCUGCAAACAAGUGUUUUACAACAGACACGGCGAGAUCCAUUAAUCAAACGCCACUUGUUAGGCAGCAGUGGCCCUCGCCUAUCAAACGCUAAAUACUUCCUGAAAAGCACAAGUUCCAGGCUCCAUUGAUAAAGGCUUUUUCUGCGUGUCACUGAGGCGAGCAAACACCAAAAAAGAUUGUCGGUGUCAGCCCACAGCAUGCGCCAUAAGAUGGGACCUGGGCAUGUAAAAUAGACCCCCCCCUUCCUUCUCUCCUUUCCAUCCAUAACUUAAGCAGAGAUCAGUGGCUAACACUCUUAAUCCCAAGGGGGUGCUUUCUGAGCUGUAAUUUAAAAAUAGCGUUUUAAUAACACACCACUGCUACAGUACAUUAAUCUCAGAAUUAAUUAUCUACCCCACCCCCAGCCUAUUUACUUGAAAGAGGCUCUUUGCUGCAUUUCUUGUGUUUUAGUUCUAUUUAUUCCAAGAGUGAGCGGCUAAAGAGAUGCAUGUGGAGUGUCUUGUGUGGCGUGCAGUAAUUAUGCAGUUGCCAGUAUAUUACCAGUACGUAUAUAAAAACCAGUGAAUACAUUAGAGCUGCGGGGUGUCGUCAGCGUAAACGGUCAGUUAGGUGAGAUGCUUUUAAAGCGGGUGCUAUCUUUUCUCAGGCUGUGCAACAGGAAACAACAACCGAUUCAAUUAAGGGAGGCAUUAAAUAAAAACCAGAGCGUAAUCUAAAGAUAUUGUAGCAAACAGCCGCCGUAUGGAGAAUAACUUCACGUUCGUUUACAUUUUUAUGCAAGAAAAUGUUUUUAAUCAAACGUCACUCCUAGCGAUAGAAAAUCAAUUCCGAGGAGAAAUUAAAGAGCGUAAUGUGACUGCGAGCCAGGCCUAAAGGCACCGCAAAUAUUCAAAAACAAUAUUAAACUGCGAUAAAUAAAAUAUGAACCUUCUUUGGCAAUAUAACAUUCGAGCGUCAGGGGACGUGGGCACUUAAUGCGAGUUAAUGAAACACAAGAAUCACGUUUAAAAGGCGCAGCGAUCACCGAGCGUUUGUGGAGAGAAGAGGUGACGGUGUUGCUGAGCCCCUCUGGCAGAAGUUGCAGGGGCUGACAAGAGAUCAAGUUGAGCACUGACACUGAUUAUCAGUAUAUGAGCUGUGGAUGUUAAUAAAAAGGAUGUUAAAGGAGGGAGGGGAAAAAAACGGAGAAGACCGUCUUGUUCUCUUUCCCCUGCGCUUCCUCCUGUUUCCCUGAUUGACUGACUGACUGACCUCCAUUGUCAUAGCCUCACAGCUGACAGUGAUCUCCACACAUACAUCACUUUGUAUGUUCUCGGCUGAAUAGAGGCAGCGUGUGCGCGCUCUGCAUGAGGCAGGUGCCCCCGGGUCUGUGUAUCACAGAUAACCUUUACAAGGAGGUGUAGUUCACGCCUCCCGGCCCCCGUACCUUCCCGCUAUCGCAUCAAAGGAUCUGGAUGUGGUUAAAUUCAGUCACUGGAGAGACAGUCAGGGCUUGGCAUGCAUGAUUGAUGUCGAGUUUGCAACAUUAGGUAUCAUAAGGUGUAAUAUAGGAGAUAGCGCUAAGUGCGAGAUUGCAUUUGAGCGUGUUGAAGGGAAUAGGAACUGUUUGACAGCUCGGGGUGUUUUAUGGUUUCCUGCUGGCCUUUUUUUUUCUCCCCUUCCUGUUCUGGAUAUCUGACCAGAGCUAUAAAAACAAAGACCUGAUAUUAAAUUGUGUUACGCAAUGUGUGGACUCCUUUCCGCCUGCAUUUGUGUUUUCUCUCUCGCUCUCUCUUCAAAAAAAAACACCCAAUCCUCACACUUGCAAAGAGAAUCCCUGGCAGACUUUCAUGUUUCAAUUAAGCUUUGAUUGAGUUAUGAAAUAUACAAGACUCCGAGCCAAACCAUGACAAAAUGACAUACAUUUCUGUUGUUUGUGACAUGACUCCACUCAGAUUCCUCUGUCUCCUACAUGACAUCCUAUUAAUUUUGUUUAUAUCGAGGCAGGUGGUUGUCAGUAAAAGUCAUUUCGUCAAUCAAUUUUUUUCGGACUGACUAUUUUUCAAAUGAAAAAAUAAGUUGCUAAUUUUGUCAGUGCUCUUUCUAGACACUGCAGGUUUAAUUGCUAAUUGUUAACUGGGAAUGAAUGCAUUUGCAUAUUAAUUAGUUAGCCCAUUUGCAUUUUUAAUUUGCUGCCUUCAAAGGGGGUGAGAUAAAAGGUCGCACAAUUCUGAAUAAUUUAAAUAAUUUAUGCUCCAUUGGUGAAAAGAAGCUGAACAGAAGUGUUCUGCGGAUAUUAACCCCUGAGAGCUUUUACCGAAUAAAGCACUCCAAAAAUUGUUUUAACAAAUCUAAUUAAACGGAAAAAGGUCUGAACACACAACCACCCAGAGCACUAGGAGCUAGAGUGUGUCCUCGGGAACAAAAAACCGCUCAGGAGAGAGUGAUGGAGGCUGUAUGGAUGUGGAGGACGAGACUUCUAGCCCUCCACCCGGAUAUGAAGGCCUCUCGUAGUCUUUUCAUCAUUCAGAUUGAUCAAAUACCCCUACAGGAAUGCUGAUGGAGUCAGCGCUUGGUACUGUAAUAGUAAUUCUCUCUGAAGUUAAGCUGCUCUUUGCAACGUGUCGUACUUCAUAAGCAAUCAAAGAGAUGCAUGUGCUGUGGUGGAUCCUUGAAAGUUAGCUGAGACUAAUUUGGACUAGGCGUCUAAGUUGUAAUUUUUAAUGAAUGACACUACCAGCACAAGUAAAUUCAUCAGAUGAUCACAGGGAAGAAACAACAAAUAGACAGCAUUUGUCAGCAUGUGUUCCUCGCUCUAACUUUCUUCUCUCGUAACCGCUCAAGUGUCCAUUUAGAAGAAAAACUUCUUUCCAUUUUUGGGUACAAGGAGCUGAUAUAUUCUCUCCCUCUUCUUCAACCAGGUCCCGACUGCAUUGUGAGACUGUCUCCUCUCCUUUGUCCCAGUGAUCUUAAUUACAGGCCCUGGGCCUCGUGCACAGAAGCCCAUUUAAAUCAGAACACAUCCAGCUUCCAUUAUGGGCUUGGCAUUUGGUCUUUGUGCCCAUGCUCUUAAAUUACAUGCUGCCAAUCCUAGUGGGCACAGGCAAGAUGAGGAGCGGAGGAUGGGUGAGAGAUGAGGUGAAGGGAGGGGGAUGAGAGGAGGCUGAGAGUAAGAGCGGCGGGGGCCACAGGCUACACUUGACGACUGAAAGCCCCCCCCACCCCACCCUCCUCUUCUCUCCUCUUCUUCUUGUGCCCUCUUUAUCACUAGAUAACUUAUGUAAAGUAGCAGAUGAAACCCAUUCCCAUUCACGUCGGCCUGAUUGUCAGAAUAAGCUUGCAUUCCUUUGAAAAGUGAUUGACCGCCUGAAAGGGUACAAAUUAGGGGCCUGUUCGUCUUUUCUUCUCCGGUCGUGGGGUUUAUUUGCGGCAGAUUCACCCAGGCCCAAAAUUAAGUGAACUCAGGCAGGGAUGAAUGGGAGAGCUCUGAUUGAAUAAUUGAUUUCCUUUGUGCGGCCUGUGUUUAAGAGGGAUAACUAGACAUCCUUUGGAGUGUAAUGAUUGUAAUUACUGCGAUGACUGGUCAUGUCAAAUAUGACACAGGAAAGGACUGUUAUUAACCUUUAUUCUCCACAUGGAGGAAAAAAACUAACCCAAUAUCCUCUUGUCUCUUCUUUCUGUAUAUGUGUUUCACCUCUGGAGGUGGAGGCUCGGCUGGCGUAGGUUGGAUGCAUGGAUGAACUCGUUCCCUGUCUUCUCCUCCUGGCCCAUGAAAGGUAGAUGGGUAAUUGACUGUGCGAGUCAGAGUCACUGGUGUGUCAGUGACUCAGACGGCUAGUGAGCCUUGGGCUAACUCUCAAAGUGCAAUGCAUUAUGGUUCCUGAAUAUGAGUGUAAGAGAUAGGAGCUAUAACCGCGCUCUUGAUGUCUGUCAGAAUCCCGUAUGUGCUGACCCCUUUAAUGCACUUGAUGCGUUCAAGGGCCUCGGUGAAACAGACAUUAAUCAUGUUGUGAUCAGGAGCAGACUGCUGGAGUUACCGGACAUGUGGUCUGCAAGAAUCUGGGGUGUAACCACAACUACCUCAGAGCGAAACAGAGAGGUCUGAAGCAAAUGGUUUAAAGCUGUGUGGGGAUUUGCCAGCUCCAGGUCCAUCUAACCCCGAAACUCCACCGCAUCCAGAGCGGCCCUGAUCUGGAACAGCAGUGAUUUUCGCCGUCUGCCAAUACCUACCAGAGAACUUACAAGAACCUGCGAAUUCACGUGCAAUCGCGCGAUAACGAGAUGUCUCUAUAGCCACAUAACCGUAUAAGCAGUAGAUUGUGUCUUUUCAAAGGAGGAAAUCUACUUUUAGACUUUUAGAAUCAGCAUCUUCUCAUCCAUGGUGUCAUCAGGGUUUAAAUACUGUCUGAAAACCUUUCACUUGUUCGACCCCGCCUGUUUGCAUGAUGUGAAAUACAAUCCACCUGAAACACGGACAGUUUUAUUUUAAAAAGAAGCUGGAUGUAACCCUUUCUUUUAAGGUACACUUAUUACCAGGUAAUUAACAGGUAAUUACCAAGUAACAACAUGAAAUUAUGGUAACUACAUGAUAACUACUAAAUCAAUACUGUCUAGCUACCAGGUAGGUAGCCUUCCAUCAUCAUACAUAUUUGAAGCUGAAUUGCUCUGGUAUUUCCAGGAUUUUCUCCGCUUCCUUGAACCACCUCUUGCGCAGUAGCAUUGUACACAUCCGGCGGGUGAGUCGCUGUGAUCGCACGCUCAUCGGCUGUAUCAAGUGUCAAUCACCCCAAAUAGCUUUUGAAAAUGGAGCUGCACAGAAAAAAGAAAAACUAGACAGUAUUGACUUCGUAGUUAUCAUGUAAUUACCAGAUAAUUUCAUGUUGUUACUAAGUAAUUACCUGUUAAUUACCUGGUAAUAAGUGUACUGUAAAAGAAAGCGUUACCAAAACCUCUUAUGUAUUUGUUUCCAUCCCACAAGUCUUCCUCUGAUGCUCCACAUGCUGUUAAUCACAGUAUAUAGUACUGAUACAUUAAAUUCUGAUAUCCGUGAUAGUUGAAAGCCUCCACUUUCGAAAGUCAAAGAAAAAUUAAUCUAAGGAUGAAAAUGUUCUCCUCUUUUCAACAGAUUCGUGUUUCAGGUUUAAUUUGUUCGUACCAAAAGUCUGACUGUGAGCUAAACAGCAGAGAGAGACAAGACUACAGUUAUGAUCUGGAGCCGCUCCAUAAGAUGGUGAAUUAUUAAAGAACUGUAGGACCAGUGUGAAAGCCCCCGUGGUGAUUUUACUGGGAUAAGUAGACAUUUUAUGAUUCACAGCUGUAAGGCCUGCAGUCAAAUAAAACUCAUUUGGAUGUGAAAUCUCAAACACAGUAAGAGUCCGUGAAGUCGGUCGCUGAUUCGGUUUCUAAGGACCUUUAACAUGUCAUGAAACUGUCCGUUUGAAAGUUGAUGCUGUGAUUGUGUGUUUUUGGACGCUGACAAGCCGAAAUAAUUCACCCAAUGUAGUCCCAAAGAUCGUAAUGUCUACUUCUUAUCUGCACCUUAGCCCAGUUCAGUUUCCCAACCACCACAAGGUUUUUGCCCCGUCCACAAGAUCCAUCCAGAUCCAGACAAAACUUUCUGACCCGUCGCUGAAAACCUCAGGUGUUGUUGCCCUUUAGUUGAACCUCUGCAGUCAGUGCUGCCAGCCCUGCCAGCUGUGGAGACAACUGAAAAACUUAAUUUGCAAAUUCAUUUGAAGCCUUUAAUUGGGUACCACAAGCAUGAGUAGAGGAGAAGUGUGACCGGUGUGCUCAAGACAGAUGGCACCAGGGAAACAGAAAUACAUUUUCCUCAGGACCAAAGUGAGGCAUUAGUGAGAGAUACUUUAUGCAAACUGUUUGUAUUAAUAAACUGAAAUAUUUUCAACUGGGCAGGAAACUUUAUAAGAAUAAGCUAAGAGUGUCUCCGUCCCAACUAGGGUUCGAUUAAGUAACACCAAUGGGCCACCGUGCACAAUACCAAGAUGUCAAAGGUUGGUCAUUUCAAAUAAGUUUAAGUAUCUCAAAAUCUGCCAUGUGGUACCAAACAUCCACAGCGGAAAAAAGGGGAAAUGAAGGUCCUGAAACUAAAACUUUUUUUUUUUUUUUCUUUUGUUCAUUUUUAUUUAUUUUUCUUAUUUUCUUUUUGUUUUACUAUUUUCUAUUCAUUUUUUUUCUUUUUCCCAUUUUUUCCCUUUUGCUUUUUUUAUUAUUUUUUUUUUCCACUCUUUUUCCGGCUUUUUCUCCAUUAACUCUUAAUUUUUCGCCUUUUUUCAUUUUCCUUUUCUUUUUAUCUUUCUUUUUGCCUUUUCCCAUUCUUUUUUUUUUGUCUUUUUCCCUUUUGUCUUUUUUCUCUAUUUUUUCUAUUUUUUUCCUUUUCUGUAUUUUAUCUUAUUUUUUGUCUUUUUUACAUUUUCUUGUCAUUUUUUCCUUUUUCUUUUAGUCUUUUCUUUUCCUUUUUCUUAUUUAUUUAUUUAUUUACUGUGGGCUAGUGCAAAAGGCUUUUUUUUUCUUUUUUUGUAUCCUCCAGUAAAGCCCCUCCUGUCACUAACUUGGAUAUGCAUUACUUAGGUUGUCUUCCUGCUAAGUAAUGAAACAAACAAAUCCUGCUAAAACCUGGUUUGUUAAUACUUCGACUGUAGACAUACUGCACCAAUAGUACCUCCAUGAUAGUUUGCAUUACUUUUAGCUUUAGCUGUGAUAGUUUGCAAAGCAUAGUGACCAACAAAACUAAGACAGUUUUGAAGUCAUUUUGCUAAAGAAGAGAAAAUAAAACACUAAAUCCAGCCAUUCCUGACAAACAAGAUGAAAAACAAAGCUCCAAGGUCCUGUUUGAAAAGUUGUUGAGUCCAUGCACAAAUGUGAUUGACACAACAUGAAACCAUCUUUCUCUGCGGUUUUGUCUCAGUGUGCAAAGACUUGACCUGAGAAUUAGUUGGCUUCUUUGCAUUCACCUGAUCCUCCAGGUAUACCUGCCUUACAUCUUUGAUUUUGGAGGUAAACGUCACAGAGGAGACCAUCAGCUGUGUGUCAUAAUCUGAACCUACUUUAAAGCUGUUCUCUCUGCCAAUUACCUCACAAACCCUGGGAAAUGAUACUGUCAUCUGUUACAACCAGCAUCGAGUCAAUCUACCGUUCGAUGAACAAACAAAACUUCACUUUUUUACAUCUUUAUUUGCACUCAUGAGAAUGAUCUCAAAGGCAGGCUUUAAUGAAAGGAAAGUCUUACAUAAAGAGAGGAUCUAGAUAUGAAAAGUAAAUAUGAUCAUUAUGAGCAAAAGAAAAAAAAGUUUGUUUUUUCCCCUCGAGUCUAUAAAUGAAGACACAAAUUAAGUCUGGAGUUGGUUGCGACUGUGCCAUCCUGCUAUUUGUGUUCCUUAAUGACUUUCUAAUUCCUCAUCAGUGGGUAGCGAGCCUCCACAGCAGGCAGACAGGGAGCAGUGGCAGGGUGCCAUACAGGAACAGGUGCUCCUCCAUGUCGUGCUUAUGCUGUCCGUAGGCCUCGGUUACAUCCUGUUGGUUGAUUUUAAAUUGGGAGCGUUUCAGCGGGUUCACUGCGUACGCUCUCAGCCUCACAUUUUCUGUUUUAACCUCCGAGUGCUUGUCUUUGACUCUGAAUACUCAGUUAUUUUUGGACUAUGCCAACUUGGCUAGCUUUGUUUUUUAACACAUUGGCAAGGUAGGCUGCCCCCAUCAUUAGUGAGCAGGGAGAGAAAGUAGGCCACGUUUAGCAGCUCUCACUGCAGAGACCUUUGAAUGGUGACGCCAAGAUUAGUGCUCCGAUCCAUAAUAAUGCUUUAACAUACUAAAACUGUAGACUGCACCACCCUUACAUUGUUUAGUAUGCAACAUUUGUUCAGUAUUAAUCAAGUGGUAAAACUGUUAUGGUUCAAGUCCAGAUCAGAUUUUUUGCUGUUUUCAACCGAAUUUUUAAGUUAGCGCUCACUUUGCUGAGAAGUUAAAGAAAAAAAGUCAAUUUAAAAGUUUUUAAAACAGCACUUUGCUAGCUCAGGUUUGUAUUUAGAUACAAAGAAUAUACAGUGACUGACCUUUAAAAAUACCAUGUUUGACUGACACAAUCGACACAACCUAAUUUGGAGUCUUACGGAUGUUGACCAACAUGUAUGGUUUGGUAGAUGCACAGAGUAGAGCUGUAUUAGACUCCAGUAGAUCUUUCGUUUCUGUUCCCAUCAGCUCUGUGGCGAUGUAACAGUCAUAGGAGUAACUCUGACUCUGAAGAUCUUAACCCAUCACUUCUUUUCAUCACUGAUUUUAUUCCUAACAUUUACACAAACGCAGUUUUUUUCUCAUACGUUAUACAAAAUAUUCUCAGUUCUCGCUAUAAUGUUUUACUUCUUAUUAGUUGUAGUUCUAAUUCAAAACAGGUUUGAGUUAUGCAGCGUUCGAGUUACCGCGGAAGUCAGAUGUCGGAGUUCCUAGCGUUUCAGUUACCAAGUCGGAAAAAAGCAAAAUUGUAAAGUUUAUUUUCACGCUUGCCUUAUAUUCGGACAAGGCAAGCGCUAAAAUAACUUUCGUAGAUUUAGGCAUCUUGUUUCCGACUUUCCGAACUCAGGUGUGACGUCAUUUUCAGCUCCGACCUCUGACUUCCGAGGUAACUCAAACGCAGCAUUAGUUUUGGUCAAACAGUUUAACUCUCAGGGUCAUGAACUAAUAUCUAGCUUUAACACAGUUUAAAGCCACUGUAAGGAGUUUUCAUACCGUGUUGAUUCUGGUGACCCCUGAGCACUAAAUGCAUCUUCCUUAACAUCUCUCACAGGCUGUAUUAUCAACUACCUUUAAGACAUGGCUCUUGUUAAAGUGUGCAAUUACUGUGGAAGAAAUGACAUGAAUAAAUAUCUGUACUGUACUAUGUAUAGAUUUAUAGGUAGAUUAGCUAAAUUGAUGUCAUGGUGGCAAAACUUCGUAAACUCUGAUUUAUCACCUUCAGUUAGCUCACAUUAGAGUAUCAGACGCACUCAUUUAAAGGUACAGCUGGUAGAAAUGGAAAUAUUUAGUGGUAUCUUGUUGUCAUACUCAAGAUUAGAAUAGCUCUCUUGUUCACCCCCGUCAUCGCUGAAGUGACCCGAUAAAGGUCAAAACUCAUAUGUAAGUUUGUCCAUUCUGGGCUCCUGUCAGACCAAGAUAAUAACAAUAAUAAUAAUAAUAAAUUUUAUUUAUGACGCGAUUUGACAGAUGUUCAAAGACGCCUUAGAAAGAAAAAGAAAAAAUUAAAUAAAAUUAAAAAAAAAAAAUUACAGAAAAUUUUGAGACAUAAAACCAACGAUGUAAAAGGUUAAAAACGACACAAUAUGAGAAGACAAUAAAAGAACAGUUCAUAGGUUAAAAGCCAAUUUAAAGGAGUGAUGGUUCACAAUAUAUUUAAGUCUUUUAACUCUAAUUAGAACAUAAUUAUGGAUCUAACUUUUGCUAAUCCAGCUGCAGGAUCAAGAAAUUUAUUCAAGAAAACAAAACUCCUUUUGCGUUUUAACUUCUCCCUGACAAACUUUACCAGCAGAGAUCUAAACAUAGACACUUCAGGCUGAGUGCCAAAUAUCAACUCGGCUUUUUUUAGUGGAAAACCUGCAGGCACUACAUUCAGUAUGAAAUAACCCGUCUUGUCGCUGAUAAUCUCAUUUUACUGUGAAGUUUAUGAAGAGGCAUCAAUAAAAGAGUGACUCCUAAAAUCAGUUAAAAGCUCCUCACAGUGUCUUUAACUUUCUAAUUUCUUACUCCUCAUAAGUCCUGUGUGUUUUAUUCCUUCUUCCUCGCUCCUCUUUAAGUCUUCACUCUGGUCAAUAAUGACAUCCAGGUCAGCCGUUUUUUUCCUUCAUCUCCCUGGAAUAUUUUACAGGCUUGGCAAAAACACUGUUCAGGGAUUAUUUUGCUGCCAGACUCCAACGUACAUAACAGUAAGAAAUGCUUCUUUGCAAGACUGAGACUCGUGGAAGUCCGUCGAGACUGCAGGCGAGGGACUAAUCAAGUUUACUUACAAGAUUAGGAAGCAGAAGCAUUUAUUUACCUUGAUCAGCUGUUGUCAGCUCUUCCCUCUUUAUAGUGCGUUUUGCCUCUUUUAUGAAGUCUCUUAAGGUUAUUAAUUGAAAAUCAGAUCGUGGAGGCGCUGGGAUAUGUUUGUGUUGAUGACUAAAACCGAGCCUUGAAUUACACCGAUAUUAAAAACUCAUCAAAUCUGCAUAUGUGGAGGCAAAUGUGGUUUUACCAAAAUGUAAAUCUGGUUAACCCUUAAAUCAAAACCAGCAGGAUGAAGAAUCUCAUUUUUGAGGAUUUGUUUCCAGCGAUAGAACGAUCUUUCUUCAAGUUAAGAGAGGAUUACAAUCCCCUGACGUUUUAUUAUUGCAAGAGUAUGACAGAGCAUUUGGUAUAUUUACAUUUUUAUUUAGCCAAUUACAUGAAGACAAUACAGACACACAAUUCAGGCGAUGAGUUCACUUGCAGGGGAGAGGGGAGGGUGAGGAGAGUUUGAGGGGGUUAGGAGGGAGGCUGGUUUGAGAGUGAACAUUCAACAAUAAACAACAAAAAUAGAGCAAAAGUAAAUGUUUUAUUGAAGGGUAAAGAUGUUGUUUCCCCUCUUAGACAGGAGAUUGAUCAGAUGUUCCUCCUGUGAGUGAAAAAAGGCAAAUAUGGAUGUGAGGCCGUGUUGAUUUUCUUCCUUUAAAAUAUCAGAUAAAAAAUUUGAGUAGUAAGGAAUCAACCACCAAACAAGCAGCUAAGAGCAUGCUCAAGGAAGUGUAGAAAAUACCAGACUGAGAAGGUUGGUAUUGACUGCAUUGUAGGUCUUUAUUGUCGCCAUAACUUAAAAAAUGUUGAUUGGUCCUUUCACACCAGGAGCGUUUUUAUCGUGGGAUUAUUUCAAACGUCAAUAUUUUUUUGUCCUGCGAUAUUGCGGCAUUUAUUUUUUCGUAUCACGGUCAAUUUUUCAAGUUUUUCAAGUUUUGCAUACUGUGUUUCCACUUCUGACCAAUCAGAUUACGUGUUGUUGCAACAUCUGAUUCACCGGUAUAUCCAACAUGGCCGACCGGCUGAUUGUUUACGUGUCGGAGAACAGAGUGAUUUUUGAUAAAAGACACAAAUAUUACUAAGAUAACAACCUGAAGGACAACUUGUGGAGAGUCAUAGCGUCGGAUUUCUCACAUGAUGAUGGUUUGUGUGCUUUAACAGUUUGCUAAACGUCUUUGUUUCAACUUUCAUCUGUGCUAAGUAACUUUAGCUCGUAAGCUAACCUGUUCAGAUACAACAUACCAUAUAUAUUUUCACUGUAAACUCAAACUCAAUCGGUCUCGGUUGUUACCUUACAUUUAUGGAUUAUAGUUUAAUGUUCUUAUCUGGUUCUGGCCCUGACUCAGUACAUGCUAUCAUGACAGACAUCUCAACACUAGAGUCUGAUCAGAACUGAAAACACUCAGUCUGCUGUUGUGUCAGUCUUCUCGCUUCCACCCAGGACGCGUCUUCCUCCCCCCCCAGAAAGUCGCAAAAUCGCAUCGGGCUUGAUGUGUAUAGUCAGGCUCGUCAAAAUUCGCCUCUGAAUAUUUCGUAAUUUCACAUCGUAUAUUUGCGUCGUUCCCGGUGUGUAAGGACCUUUUAAAACCAACUCCCAAAGUGCUGCAAUUUCCCAUAUUUGAAGCUUUAAACACUUUCAGAUAAUCAGAACAUUUAAGAGAAGACAGAAAAACCACGAGUCCUUUCUUCACUCCUGCAACGUGUCGAAUUCCUUCGAGGAAAACUGACUCGCACACACUUCGCUAAGUCUGUCGGCCAUGACACCUCUCCUCCACCAAGCUGGUCAGAUCACUCACAGCAACAUAACAGCACACAUCCACCGGGCCUCCUCUGAUCUCACCCGGGAAGGAGACAACACUUUCAUAUCAACACCCUGUCAUCUCUCGACGUGCCAUCUCCCCCUUUGAAGGUACACUGGCAUUGUUGCAGUUUCUCACAUGUGAAACUCCGGCUUUUAUCAGUCUGUUUUCUUGGGACCAGGAGGAGAGGAGUGGGAGAUGAAGGAAGCGGUUUCGUUUUAACUCGGACCCACCAAAGUGGAAAGAAAACAGCGCGUUGACAGGCGUGUGAAAGGAGCACCCGCGGGUCAACCGGGGGAAGUCGUCACGAAGAGAGGGCUCAGCGGCGGUGGAGCAGGUAUCACCGCUUGUGUACAAAUCUAAAGACCGCUUUCUCGGGGCUGAAAUAGAUCACUGUCGGUCCGGAUUUAAUGUGAAACUUACUAACGCGCCACUGAAGAGUCUUAAGACACAAACUAGAGAGAUUCACUCCUUGUCCCGAAUUACCAGCCAGCUGUAAACUACAAGUCCCAUCCCACAGCAGGAGGAUCACUCCUCCCAUUAGCCUUGGCAAAGUGCCGACUACAAAUGCGAGAGCUGCGGUAGUCGGGAGGCCCAGUUGGGACAGGACCCUCUGUCACUCACGGCGACACAUGUCAUAAACUCAUUGUCUCGCCAUCAAUCCGGGGACCUAACCACCUCCACAGCAGAUGGAGGCCCAGCAGGAAGACAGGGGGCCGUGCCCUAAGCCUGUGCCCCACACAGAGUGCACACGGCAGGAGGACAAGGGGCCACAACUACGGGGGGAGCCCCUUACCCUGGACUGGACCUCCUGUGGAUACACCUCUGGAUGAAGUCCUAAUGCUGUCCGUGAUUAAUUAGACAGAAAUGUAAGUAUGCAGAAGCUGCCCUGUGAGUAAGAAGUCUCAUUUCAGGCCUGAAUCCGGACUGUUUUAAAGUUUUAAACCAUCGUUGGUCUCUGUUUUCUGUCAGCUGGAACUUUGCAUCACAUGAUUAAAACCAUAAAGGUCUAAAACCACAGCGAGCGAGUGCAGAGACCCCUCCCAAAUUUAGAAGUGAAAAUAGUGAUAAAUAUGGUCUGCAAGGAGUAAAGAUGUCUCGUCUCCCCUGAAUGGGGAUAUGUAAUGAUAUUCAUAAAGAGACCACCUACCGGGGGCACAAGAAAAACUGUUCCUAAGCAACAACAUACAAGCUCUUACAAGCUUCAUCUUGGGAAAUUUUGACCGGAUUGGGAUGCAAACAACAGAAAACCUUUAACUAGGCCACGUUACGAGUCUGCUCCCUAUGGCUGAAUAUCUGGGUGUCUCGUCUGGCACAAAUCCCUCGGCUAAUGAUACACACACUGCAUCUCAAACAAGGAAACAAUAAAGAGGGCGUAGACUGAAACAGAUCUUCACCUUCCAAACUGUCUGAAACAUCACGUUUGAGUCAAUUGAGUCUUCACAUUUUUAGCCUUUUUUUAAAGUGACUCUAAAACACGGGCCUAAACUAGAGGUCAAGCCGUGGUCAACCAAACCUCGUCGUUUCCUCUCUCCCUCCAGCACUCAAAAUCCAUUUCACAUCAUCACUUAAUGAGGAAACUCUGACGGCUCAGGUGCAUUAAAGAAGUUUGAUGCCCAUUUCAUGUAAUUAAUUGCUGAGUCCUGGCCAAGAAGCCGCAUCGUGGGAUUACAGAAUGUCAGAAAGGAAGAAAAAAGGCUGGAAGUAUAAAAUCUACCACUGAGGAUGUGAGCUGUAUGGACGAUUGUAUGAUGUAAAGCCAAAGACUGCUGGUGUCAAUGCACCACUUCUAUCCAGCUGUCAUCUGCACAGUUUGUGUUUAAUGGCGAUAGAUUAAGCGGCGAUUCUUUGCGCCGCGCUCAAAUCUUAAGCGUGUUUUUCUAUUAUCCUUCUUAUCCGAAAAACUGGCCUAAAAAAAACAAUUACGGCUUCAUAAUGAGUGACGUUUGUUUCUUCCUUUCCUUAAUUACAAUUAAUCAAAGUCUGCAGAUGACUUAAAAGCGCCGCUCUGUGACGGGAUCACGCAGGUCAACCAAAAAAAAGAAAGGAAAUUCAAAUCUUCUGGGUACAGCACUUCUAGGAAAGUGAUCAAAGAGGAAAAUAAAGCACACAGUUUUAAAAUCCUGUGAUGGACCCUCCUAAAAAAUCUAUCACUGCGUCUGCAAAUCGGCGCUUUAAGGUGCAAACGUUAAAAAUCCGUAUUUUCAGCCGUCUAUAGAAAGAGUAGAACUGCUCUCUCAAUGCUGAUCUGAAUCAGGUUUUGCUGUCACUAAUUGACUUCUCUGUGAGCAGUGUGGCUGAGCACUUCAUCCUUUGCCAUGUUUGAGAAAGAGGUCAGCAGAAAGGCUUCACUGCCCUCUAGUGGUGAAAAAUCACUACCUCCGUCUGCUGCGUGUCAGGGUGCAGCAAAAAGAGUCGAGAUGUGUGCAUCAAGAGAAAAGUAAGGACACGUUUGCGUCGAUAAUAACGAGCUGUACCUGAUGAGUGUGAGUUUGAUGGAGCGCUUUUCAGGCGUUCGAGGUCUGGGAAGAACUGGGAGGUGGUCAGGCAGCUCUUCUUCAGGAUCAGACUUAAUAUGAACAUGAAUUUAUGAGAAAAUCAGGACAUCUCAAAGUGCAGCAGAGACAUAGAAGUUCAAAUCAGCAAGGCUACUUCGCAUACCGGGUUAAAUGUUGGUUCUGGUGGAGAGCCCGUUUCUUGGACUGGCUCCUCAUCACGUUUGAACCUCUUGGAGGACGUUUCCGGUUCAGGAGAGUGAGGUCUCUUGGUGCUUGUCUCAGUCGCUGAUUCCUGUGAUCGAAAACAUUUAAGUCACUUUUUUAUGAAGAGUUGUCUUGGUUUGAUUCUCUCUAGCAACACGAGAUCUGCGCUUGCUAUAAAUAAUUUGUAGUCCAGAAAGUAUCUGCACCUAGAGCCAGUUUAGGCGCCAUGAUAUCAUCACAAGUUGUCAUUUUACACCUACUUGUUCUGCAUUUGCACUGAGAUCCACAUUAGACCAAAAUAUCUCGACAAAGUUCUUUCUCAUCUACAAAAGCAGACGGUUCACCUCCUCAGCACUCGUCCUGUUUGCUUGUAUCAGAGGUCGAGGACAGUCUUUUCCUUUUUGACCUGUUUGGCCUCCACUACAAGGCGCCAUGUUGGAAAUCCGUAAUAGAUUGUACACCAUUUGGCUGUUUGUAGGUAUCAUCCACUUUCGGUCCACCCUCCGCAGAUAUAUGACGGAUACGAUCGCCCCGUUUUCAGACAUCUCAUAAGUCUCUGAAAGACGACGGACUGCAGGAAGAGAAAUCAGAAGGUUAUUUAUCAGAUCUCAUGGCGGUGCUGCUUUUAUUUUGAGUAUUUAAAAACAAACAAAUAACCUACUGUGACUUUUGAGGGGUUCGAGCUCUUCCAAUAAGUCGACUUUUCUGUAUUUGAAAUUCUCCAUAUUGAAGAUAAGUCCAAUAAGCCAGUGUGUGCUACGUCUUUAACAGACAGAAACAAAUUAUUAAUGUUUGAAACACAGUUUACAACAAUAAAUCUGCUGAGUCUUAGAGACAGAUAUCAACUAUACGUCAAUAAAAUAAGGAUUAGAUAUCAUGAUUGGUCGCUCCCUGGCAUGAAACAUAAAGAUAAAGUCACGUGUUCUUACUCUUCAUCCCUUUUUCGUUCAGGGAAGGGUUUUAUGUGAACGUGGACCCGAGAAAAAAGCACAUUCCUCUCCAGAGUUCUCACCAGGAGUCUGAUUUUAGACCUAAACAGGUUGACCCUGAUGGAGCGAACAGAAAACAUAACGCUCAGAAAGACAAAAAAAAAGCCGAACAGAAGCUGGAAAUAAAAUAUUUAAGCUGUUUUCUCCCUCAAAGAGAACCACAGGCGUGAAUAAGACGCGCUCUCGCCCCGAAGAUGUGAGAUACUCCACAAAAAUGUCUACAUUUGUUCCAGUUUCUCUCAAACUCGGCCUCACAUGUUCGUUGCUCUGUGUACUCACCAGCCUGCAUGCUUCUUCAGAGGUGACGUUAGUUCCAGCUUAAUGAAAUGCCUGGAAAAAUAAGACACAGAACAAUGGCGAUAGACGGCACAAGGCUAGAAGUGUACUGCAUUAAUCAUACUCGCUGUUACAUCCGCCGUUGAAGGAAUUCAUGAUCAAUAUCAGAAGCAGGAACCUUAACACAACUAAACAAAGGUGGAAAGCUUUUCUUUGUUGAGACAUUUUCAAGGCGAAACCUCCGCUGACUUCUGCGUGCAUCAGUUUUAGUGAAGUCGCUGUUAAAUCAAUACGCCUUUCUUAAUCUGAAAACAGCCUCAUUACUGAUACUAAGUCUGUUCUUAUGCUGCAGGAGCUUCAAAUUGGGUCAUCUGAGUAAAUCAGAUCAAGAGUUUCAGUCAAAACUGGAAAAAGUGAUCAGGAAUUACACGUUACAACAAGUGCAAAAGAAAGUACAGCACACACACACACACGUCUAAUACGGAUUCAAAUCUCCAACCAUCAAUUUCUUACACCACUUGAACAUGCUGAAGGCCACGUUUUCAAUUAGAAGUAGCAAACCCAAGUGUCAAAGUCAAUAAAAACGACAUUAUUUAACCGUUAUAUUGGGUACAAACUCAAUCGUCUAUUGUCUGCACACAAUAAAAAAUAACCAAACCCACAAUAAUUCCAGCAGAUUGCAAAAGUUUGUUUUAUGCAUCAAUUACACAACAGGCACCGGCAUCUGGAGAUUCAUGCAAAACAAAAACAUGAAAACCAAAACCAUAUCAGCUCAGAUUUGACAGAUUUCCAGAGUUUCUUUAGAGCUAAAAAUCACACAAAAUAAACAGCUUUACCAAAUCAUAUCAUACAUUCAAGUCCAUAUAACACAGACUAACAAACACAAACCAACACAUAAAUUGUACACCAUGUGCUUCAAGUCAAUUGAUGAGCAUAAUACGAGAUGAGGUAGAGGAAUAAAAAUGUUUUAAACUCUUUUAUAGGGUUUGCUUUUAUUACAGCCAAAUCCAUACAGAUCUUAAUUUAAGGUAAAGAUGAUAUAAAAUCUAAAAUCUCAUACAUGUAUGUUACAAAAUUAUCAAGUACUACAGUAAAACCUAUGUCUAUUUGAGAUAUUUAACAUAAAAAGUCACAAAAACAACUUCAAAAUCCAUAUUCAAAAAAGUAUCAAGUAGAUAUCUGUGUUCCUCAAACUUCAUGACACAUACUUGUACUGAUCGAUAAAGUCUGCAGUUUCAAACAGUUUGGUCCACUUCUCCUUCCCCUCCUGGAUACCUUCACAGAUUUCAUAUCCUGUGAAUGAGGAGGACAAACGUGUUAAAGCCUGAGCUUUAAAACUGGAGUUAAAAGGUCUGAGCUGAGUGACCGCGUACCUCUCUUGAUCUCCUCCAUUAUAACGGUCAAAGUGGAGAAAGACACGCUGCAGGUGGAGUUCUGCUGUGGGUACGCAGGGGUGAUAACGGGCAUGAGGUGGUAGCGGUCGCCUCGGUUGACCUGGAAAUACAGAUGAAGACAGGACUGUCAGUGUUUCAGCUUUCAGGAACAUGACUGACAUGAUUUUACAUUAGCAGCUGGUAAAAAUCCUGCAGAGGACUUACUGUGGGGUUCCAAACAGGGAAACCGAGCCCACACUCUACUCGUGGCUUUAAUUCAACAGGGAUCGGCCACUGCCUGAGAGAAAACACAAGAACAGAUCUCACAUCAUGAUCAUUUUUAUUAUCUUAAAGGGGACGAUAAAAAUGAAUCAACUCACCACAUAUUGUAGACUUUGAAGAACUUAAACACUAAAGUGGACGCUGCAGCAUUUGGGUACAGCUGACAGACUCUGGCUACCAGUAUGGCCCAUGAAACUCCACCCAGGAAGCCAUACAUGUUGGAGUAGAUGCACCGUCCUGAGGAGAGAAUAAAGGAUGACAACAGGGUUUAAUUUUUUACUUACUUUCCUAAAUUGCUUUAGAUUUUAAUUCCACUUUUACUCAAAGCUCCUUUUAGUCUGAGUCAGUUUUUGGUUAUUUUGGGGGUGCUGGAGCAUCUUCGGGCGAAGGCAUAGGACACCCUGGACAAGUCACCAGUUCAUCGCAGGGCUGACAUAUAAAGACUAACAACCAGCCACACUCACAUUCACACCUACGGGCAAUUUGAAAGUGGCCAAUUAACCUAACCCCACUCAGGCAUGUUUUUGGGAUGUGGGAGGAAACUGACGUAAACCCACGCAGACACAGGGAGAACCUUCUUGACCUUCUUGCUGUGAGGUGACAGUGCUAACCACUACACCACUGUGCCGCCCCAAUUGGGAGUGUUUCAUGUGUAAAUUGUAAAAAACUGGUCUGUUUCCCUCACACCCAUUUCAGGCCUUAAAAAUCAUGAUACAUAAAUAAUCGAUCUUGUCAGUGAUGGUCUUGAUGGCUUUUGUAUAUUAAUGAAAAGCAUCAAUGUGAAUUUCAGUCUAUUUUAAAGAAAGUUCCCUCACUACAUGAACGCUCGUAGAGGGGUUUCACUUCAAUCACUGCUGUAAAUACCGUUAAAAUGUGCAGCUAUGUAAAUGAAAUCUAAAAAAUAGGAUUUGGUUUUGAACGUGUGAAUACAUUCUUCAGGUUUAAGUGCACAUUAAAGUGUACGACAAAGUGCAUUAAGCUUCCACUUCCAAAUGAAAUUAUUUCAGAGGCGGCAAGCCUAUGAGCCCAUUAAGCAAAGACCAACACUUAAAUAAUAAUAACAAGACAGCAUGAACAAUGGUUUAAGUGUUCCGGCUCAUAAUAGACAUCCUCUUUAUUCAAACUAUAAAGCCCAGCAUCAUGUGAUUGUGUUACUCACGGUUUGCCCACAACUUGAUGGCUCUCAGAGUCAGUCUGAAGUUAGAAACAUCUGGCACGUUCCUAAGAAUCUCCUCUGAGACUCUAAAGCCUUUAAAAAAAAAAAGGAGAGAAAAGAUUUAUGCAGAAUGUCAAGCAAACGAAAACAGAGUCAGGUUCUGACUUCUACCUAUGCUUACCGUUGAGACUCCUGACACACCGUGUAUCAAGACCCACAAUUAUAUCGUCAUCAAGGAGGUUUAUGUUUGCAGGGACGCUCUUCAGGCGCACCACGGCAAAAACCAAGUCGAUCUAAACAUCGAUGAAGACACAAAGGAGGCACAAAUGCAUGUAAACAAAACCUGUAAAUGAAGGAGUACAACAGGUAUGUGUUUUCAUUUCUCUAACUUUACCUCAAUCCUCUCGUAGGUGAGUUUGAUCAGCGGGACAAACGCCUCUUCAACGGCCUGAAGAAACAUCUUUACGUCACUAAUAAUGAGUGAUUCGUGCGCACAGAUUCAUUCACAGUCAAUCAUAGGCCGUACCUUUAAGCCUCUGACCUUUUUAUGAGAUUUAAGCUUCUCAUAAAAGGAGGUGAAGAAGUCUUUCCUCUCCAGAAAUCCAGGGCCAACACAGAGGAUGUCAAUAUCAGCACCUGUGAAAGCAGCAGACGAAGCCUCUCCUGAAAUUAUGUAACCCCCCUUUUAUCGUUCCAUAUUUAAGAUGAGAGACUUCACACACCUUUGGCAUGCACUCCCAGAUGAUAGGAGCCAAAUGGGAAAAUCUUGCCCCCGACAUCUGUUCGUAAUACAUCAGACAAGUUCUGAAAUUAGAAAACAAGUUACGCUUAAAAUACACGAUCAAUGCAGGAGGAAGUUUUCAGUGUCGCAUUUUGAAACAACAAAAAGACGUCUUACCAUUUCUUCACAGAUCUCUGUCAGCCACUCUCUGUAGAGUGACUCCAAGUUUUUGACAACGCUCUUCCUGCAAAUACGACAUGAGGAGCAGAUGAAUUAAAUGCAUUCGUUUAUCAAAAUUUGUCUCUUUUCUUGCUGUGAAAACCAAUCCGGGUAAAAGGCACAAAAGCAUUGUACACUCAGUCAAACCUCCAUGCUGUUUUUUUAAGAUGUGUCCCACCUGUGCAGGUGCUUGGACUCGGUCUCAAAUAUUCCACAUGAUUUCAUCUCAUCCAGCAUCUUUCCGGUCUGGAGCAGGUCAUCCUCUUCAAACAUGUCCUCAUUUACAGGUGGAGUUAACCCACACCAGCGGGAGGUGUCUCGUAGUAGUGGGAGUAGAACUUGGCUCCGUAUCUUAGUUGUUCGUCUGAAAAGUGACACUUGCGUGUUAGUUGCAUAAGUGGUAACACUUUACAAUAACCAUGACUUAUAAAUGGUAAAUAGACCAUUUAUAAAUGGUAAGCAGGUAGUUUAUUAAUGUUUAAUCAUCAUUUAUAAAGAGCAUAUAGACCACUAAUGGAUUGUAAAUUUUACCAUUUUAGAAACCUAACCCGAACUUUUCAAUAACCAUCUAAGUAAUGUUUAUAGAUAGUUUAUUAACCACUUAUUAAUCAUUUACAAAGUGCUACUGACACACAUUUUAAUCUAGAUGUUUUACAACCAAUAUUUAAACCCUAUAUAAACCUUUAAUCGAUAGUCCAUUAAUAAUGAAUGAAAAUUAUUAAUCAUAAUUUAAUUGCUUGCAAAUGGUAAAGUAACUACUAACUUACAUGAAUAAACUAUCUAUCUUCCAUUCAUAAUUGGUCUAUAUGCUGUUUUUAAAUGAUUAAACAUUAAUAAACUAUCUAUUAACCAUUUAUAAAUUACGGUUAUUGUAAAGUGUUACGGCAUAAGUUAUAAUGUAGACAGGACAUAUAAAAAUACAUAAGAAACCCUGACAGUUAGAAAUCUGCAAUAAAAUGAGUCAUGAAAUGGACAAACAUCAACUCAGUUGAAAUCAAAACAACUGUUCCUCACUUUUACCUGUUUUAAAGCAAAAACAAAACAAAACAUAUUUCUGUACUUACGCAGACAUUGGAGAGACAGGUCAGGGAAACGCUUGUUUUACUUUAUCGAGUCAGAGAUAUACGUCUGGUCCUCUCAGUAACACGAUGAGCUGAAAUCAGGAGUGAGACCUACUAACCUUGGUCAGGUUUGAAAAAAAAUAAAACAAAUAGGUUCAAAUAAAGCCUCAACUGGAUGUUUAUAUUUCUAAAGGAACUGUUGCUAAGGAAGUCUACAUAUCAAAAGGCCUGUGCAGGUUUAAUUAAGAUAAUUUAAGAUAACUGAACUGCUUUUAAAAUUCACUUUAAAGGUAACCUAAAUCGAGCUGUUUACAAUAUAAGCUAAUAACUAACAACUGCAGUCAAGUCAGUCGCACCUCGUUUUUUUUUCGUAGUCAACUCAACGCUUGAAUUUUAAGUGCACAUCUAUUGGGAUAACUACGGUAGACGCUCAGACUCCUGUGCAAGGAGGAGUAAAAGUGAAUGGUUUUGUUCAGUUUUUAUAGUUCCCCUAUCUUAGCAGGAGUGUUAAUCCAUAUUUUUUUUCUGUAGAUCUUUAUUGCCUUUUGUAUCAUAUUUGAUAUAUACUUUUAUAUGUACUUCUAUCAAUCAAUAUGAUCAACAAAUUACUAAAAAAAAAAACACCUUAAUACAGCUCCAAAAAAAAAUGAAUUUUCUGGCCAUAAUUUGUGGUGUCAAACAUUAUAGGGUUAACUAGUGGUGAAAUGUAGCUCAGAGUCCUCAAACACUAGAGGGCGCUUUAACCCAAUGAUAAUUUACUCAAAAGCUGUCAGUUCACCCAGCAUUAAUCCACUCAUACGGUCACUAAUGAAAAGUCAUCUCAUAAGUGUCUAUGUAUUUCUCAUUUCCAGCUCUAACUAAACUGUAGACUGUUUAUAAUGGUGGUGUGCUAAAAAAUAUUCAGGGCCAGUAAAUAAAUAAAUAGAUAAAUAAAUAAAUGGUUUACCUCAUCAUCACAUGAGUCAUACACUGCAAAAACUAUCAAUUGAAUCUAAUUUAGAAAAUGAGGUCUCGGUGUCUGUACAGAUUUUGGUAGAUAAUUAUGGCAAAUGUGAAGCUUUUCCUUGACAUAAUGAAAUGAAAUGAAAGAAGCAUUCUGAUUGUCUUAACAAAAGGUAUACUGAUUAACCUGUUACAGGGAGCAUUUUGAUUGGUAUAACAAAAAAAGCCAUCUAAUUAACUUCAGGUAGAAAGCCUUCUUAUAGGCCAAGUAAUAGGAAUCUGUGAUUCAACAGCAGGAUGAGGGUGUGAAAUGUGUCCUUCAGUUGCGGUGUGAAUGCAGACAGGAAAUAUAGGAUGCCUAACAGAGGAAUGUGUCUUUAUCUUGGAAUGUGGUCAAAAAAUGUCAGACUGCCCUCUGUGUAAAGGCCUACCUGAGUGAACAAGCUCUCUGUUUAGGGUCUCCAUAGUGCUGUUAACUACUACAUCAAUCAAUCAGUCUUUAUUUAUACAGCACUUUUCAUACACAACCAUGUAGCACAAAGUGCUUUACACAGAAGAAGGAAUAAAAGACACAAAGAAAACCCCAAAUCUAAUCUAUCUCUCUGUAUUCCUCUCCAACCCAGCAGUGGCCUGGCAGCUGUCUAACAUGAGUCUGGUCCUACCCAAGGUUUCUGCCUGUUAAAAGGAAGUUUUUCCUCACCACUGUCACUCAUGUUAGAUGAGAUUGGCCAAAUCUCAUCUUAGGUUGGUCAGUGACUGUGGUCGGUUAUUGAGGUCAGUUAUUGUGGUCAGUUAUUGUGGUCAGUUAUUGUGGUCAGUUACUGUGGUCAGUUAUUGUGGUCAGUUACUGUGGUCUGUUAUUGUGGUCUGUUGUUGCUCUUUUUCUUUGGAAAGCAUCUUGGGAUGACGACUGUUGGGAAUUGGUGCUAUACAAAUAAAUUUGAUUGAUUGAUUGAUUGAUUACUGCUCUAGUUUUAUUUACACAAAGGAUGUAAAUAAUAUGACAUGGGGCCAACAAACUGUAGUGAAGGAUGUGAAAAGGUAUUUAAAAAGUUGGCCUCAUAGCAGGAAUGUAGUAGUUACCUGUUUUAUUGAGAUUUUUUUAUUUAUUAUUAAUGACCUCUGUAAAAUAUCUUAAAGCCCACCAGAGUCCAGAGUCUAAUCUAAAGUUACUGCAUUGUGGUAAAAUCAGUGUAAUUGUUUGAAGAUAUUUUCAUGAUCUUGAAAUGUUGAAUAAAUCUAAACUUUUUCACAAGACAACCCCUAUCAGAUAGAAGUCCUUUGAGUAAAAAUAUGUAUCUACUUUAAACUGUAACGAACAAUAACUGUGCGGUAACUACAGGCGACAGCGACGUUUCCGGGCAGAGUUCAUUUUUCCAGAGAGCCGUGAACGCAUCAGGAGAAAUGAAUUGAGGUGUUGAGAAGGACGAUGAAAACAAAAAUGGACAUCGAUCGAAAAUAACCAGGUAAGGCUGCAAAUUCAUAUCCUCAUGUAUGUUAUCCAUGAGUACAACUACAUUAUAGCGACAAUGCAACAACUAAGAUUGUAUUUAUCGACCGUACAGACUGACGUUUUGAACGCAGACUGCUAGUUCGGUUGCUAAGUUAGCUUCAGCAGCUUAGAUACGACAGCUAGCGUUAUUAGCUGUGUGUAACAUUGACGCUACAAAAACUGUUCAUUAAGGCUAACAUCGUUGGCGGUACAAACUAUCUUUUGUUGUUUUAAAGACAGUUGAAUAAACGAGUUUAACGUUUAUCGCAGCCGUCACUCCCCCUCCCGACCCUGUCAGAUAUGUCGGUCAGCUGUUAUUGUUAUUGCUCUGUUACUAUAACCGAACAGCAGCCAUUAUGUUAUCUACAAACACAGAGAUUAUUGUAUUAUAUUAUAUUAUUAUCAGUGAGGAAUCAAAUAUCUGCGGUUAAUACAGAUAUAGAGUCGACAUAGUUGUAACUGUGGUGGUUAUUGGAUUCAGUUGAUUCUUGAGUUGCGUUUAACGGCCUCAGGUCGGCGCUGUUAUGUGUUGACUUGUAUCCAAGGAGGUCAAUUAAACAGCUUCAUUCUGUUCAGUCUAAUUCUAAAUGGAGCACUGACCAGUUUCAUUUUAACACCAAAUCUGAUAUCUGAUGAUUAUUUUAACCCUAGAACACUUUCACUACUUGUCAUCAAAAUAUAUCAAAAUAGGACAAUACAAGACAAAUUAAAGUAGUUUUCUUUUAUUUUUAACUGUGCAAUGAGGGGAUGCAACAAAAUAAUUGAAAGUAGGCAUUCAUUUUCAACAAAAAAUUCCUAAAAUAUAUAUUUAUAUAUAUAAACUGUAAACUUAGUUCCUUUUCCACCCGUUCCUGGGGCCUGUGGUCAAGCGCAACAAGCACAGAUUUAGAAAAAUUACAAUUAAUCCAGAACAGAGCUGCAAGACUAGCACCGAACUGUGAUAGAAGAACUAGCAUCCACAAAAUUCACAUGACAUCAGGCUGGUCAUUGGUGAAAGAGAGGAUUACUGUGUCAAAUUUUAGUGUAUAAAAGGCCAAAUGUUUUGUUUAAUCAAUUGUUGUUCAUAAUUUCAACACAAGGCAUGCAUCAAAUGGUUAUUUCACACUUCCACUCAUCAAUGCUAACUCUGGACAGCAUACUGUUGUGUUCAGAGGUAUGAAAAUAUGGAAUAGUCUUCCUUCUGUUAUUACAAAGUUAACCAGUAAACAUGUGCUAUGACAUACUCAUCUGCUCAGUAUGGACAAGGUAUGUUGAAGUGGGGGCCAUUUUUGUGAGUGUUAUCCACAACCUUCUUUUAUUUUUGUGAAUUUCACAAAAGCGCAUCCUUUUCCUCCAGGCUGUCUGGGUCAGACCUCUGACUGGCACCGCACAAGGAAACGUGAGGGGAGAAAAACAGAAGGACAGCACCAUGGAGGCUCGCUUCGGUAAUAUCGUGUUUAGCUCCAAGUUUGACUCGGGUAACCUGGCUCGUGUGGAGAAGGUGGGGAAGGGCAGCAACAGCCCUUCUAGCGAUGUAGCUCCGGCUGCGCCAUCAGGGUCAAACGUCACCCCUGACUAUGAGUUUAACGUGUGGACGCAACCCGACUGUGCCGGCACGGAACAUGAGAAUGGAAACAGGUGAUAAAACUCUUGGAGUAUACAAACAAACAGUUCAUUCAUAUCUUUUAUACUGUCUAAAAAUCCUUGUUUUUGUGUUCCAGGUCAUGGUUUUACUUCAGCGUGAGGGGUGCAGCACCUGGGAAGCUGCUGAAGAUAAACGUGAUGAACAUGAACAACCAGAGGAAGCUCUACAGCCAGGGCAUGGCUCCUCUUGUGCGCACCUUACCUGGCAAGAACCGAUGGGAACGGAUCCGGGACAGGCCCACAACUGAGGUUAAAUACACGAACUCUGUGGCUAGAGAAGGAGUUUUGCUGUGAAUCUUUGAAUCCUGGCAGCUCUUAAUAUCAUCCUUCCUUUUCUUCUCCAGAUUGUAGAUAACCAGUUCAUACUGUCAUUCACUCACCGGCUGUUGGAGGUGCGAGGGGCCACCACCUACUUCUCCUUCUGCUUCCCGUUCUCCUACACUGAGUGUCAGGAGAUGCUGCAGCAGUUUGACAAAGGCUACUCCAACGCUGCUCAGCUCAGCCCGAGCAGGUACCAGGAGACUAAAUUUAAAGUUAUUUAAAGACUUUUAUUUACAGUUUUCUUUGCCUAACUUGUAAAAUUUCUGAUUUUCAUCUCAUGACUGAUCUACCUGUCAGCGCUCCGGAUACCGUGUAUUACCACAGGGAGCUGCUAUGCAAAUCCCUGGAUGGAAACAGGGUGGACCUGCUCACUGUGACCAACUGCAGUGGGAUGCUGGAGGAGAGAGAACCGCGUCUGCCGAAUCUGUUUCCCGACACCAACACUCCAAGGCCGCACCGCUUCCCCGGCAAAAGGGUGAACACACUCGUCUUAUCCAACUUUACUAGAUUUGAACGAUGACUUUGAGCUGAUGUGGAUUUACAGGAUAAAUCAAAACACUGACGCUGACUCCGGUUCCUCAUGUGCGUUUGCAGGUGUUUUUUCUCAGCAGUCGAGUGCACCCCGGGGAGACGCCGUCGUCCUUUGUGUUUAACGGUUUCCUCAACUUUAUCCUGAGGAGAGACGACCCUCGUGCUCACGUGCUCCGAAACAUGUUUGUGUUUAAGCUUAUUCCCAUGCUCAACCCAGACGGUGUCGUUCGGGGACACUACAGGUGAGAGUUUUGCAAGUUCAGUCGUCACUGUUUCCAUAAUUUAAGAAACACAACUUACCUCUAAAACCAUCUAGUGGUACAGAGGGUUCUGUUUGUUUGUAAAAGAGCUGGAAAUAAGACAUAUUAAGACGUCUGUAGGCUGCACUUGGUUAUUUAUAGAGUAUACAGAGAACGCUGCCAAGAGAUCAGUGUUUUAACAGAGGAAACAUGCUCCUUACUCUUACAUCACUGAAGCGGUUUAUUCCUCGUUCAUGUGACAUGAGAAAGAGCAUCGCUUUAAUCACAUCAAACACACUCCUUGCUUCAAGACAGUAGACGAGUCAAAGGUCAAAUGUCACCUGCUGGUUAAACCUGUGACUCAGGUCUGCGCCUGUAUGAGGGGUACCAGUGAAUCUGCUCUGUAGGGCGGAGUAUGCCGCUUCCUCCAUGUAGACUGAUUCUACAGCUAAAGUGUGUUAAAGGGACAUUCCAGCGUAAAAUUAAUUUAGAGUCAAACAAACUGUAACACCGAGUUAGACACCCCCUCGAGAGGUGAAUUUUGUCAACUGCUUGCUUCAACUUCAUCAACAGGACAUAUAGGGUCCCAGCCAUAGUACUAGCCACCAAACAUCUUUUUACCUUUGCCAAAUUUCUUUCGCGGAGUUUCGCAGCUCAAGGAAGAACAUUUAUGAUCAUUUCUUCAUGGAAAUACAAUCAGACUGAGAUGCUAAGGCAGAAGAACUACUGUGUCUGCAGUGAAAAAUGAUUAAUAUGAUGAUUAUUACUUCAAGGAAAUGAUAAAGUUAUGAUCAUAAAUGUUCUUCCUUGAGCUGCGUAUCCCCGCUGCAGUCGAUGGACUCGUCCGAAGUGUUCCUACAAACAAGCCACAGGCCAGAAUAUCCCUUUUAAGUGGUCUCUGCUGUCGUCAGAUGCUGAAAUCUGUGUUUGUCUCUUUUGUAGGACCGACUCCAGAGGUGUGAACUUGAACAGGCAGUACCUGAACCCAAGCCCUGAGCUGCACCCUUCUAUCUAUGCAGCCAAAGCACUGCUGCUCUACCACCACACACACAACCGGCUUCACAGCGCACAGCCAAGCACUCACUGUAACCGCCCCCCACGUACCCGGACGCCUCCCCUCAACAUCAAACUCUCCAAUCAGCAUCCGCCUCCCUCCUACACCGCCCUCGAAGUCAGCUUGAAUCAACGCAACGCAGAGAUAGAUGCGAUUCCUGCGCUGCCAGAGGUUCCCAUGGUAACAGAGGAGAAUGUUUGGGUCACCACAGAUAUGGGGAAGGCGGAUGAGAACAGCUCAUCGAGCUCCUCGGAGACUGUAGCACCUGUUAAUGUGGAGGUUAUCGUAUCAGAGACUGUAGCACCUGUUAAUGUGGAGGUAACGAUACCAGAGGAGGAGGAACAGGAAAUGAUUCCACCCCAGGAGGGGGGCGUGGCUUAUUAUGUGGACUUGCAUGGCCACGCCUCUAAACGGGGAUGCUUCAUGUAUGGAAAUAGCCUUCCAGAUGAGAGCCAACAGGUAGAUUUUGAGAUUUUCUCGUUGAAGUAAGUUUUUCCUCUUCUCAGCAUGAGAAACUCAGCUCCCGUUCCUUCUCUCUCUGCAGGUGGAGAACAUGUUGUACCCACGUCUGAUCGCUGUGAACUCUGCUCACUUUGAUUUCCUGGGCUGUAACUUCUCAGAGAAGAACAUGUACGCACGCGACAAGAGAGACGGCCAGUCUAAAGAAGGCAGCGGGCGGGUGGCCAUGCACAAAGCUAUCGGGCUGCUUCACAGGUCAGAUUUGAACGGUCUUACCGAGUGACUUUAGGGGGGCUGCAGAAGCUCUGGAGACUAUGUGCACGCUUCUUCAAAAAGGCCAAUUUUCAACAUGUUUGUUUUAAAUAUAUUUAAGUAAAGAGAGUUUGGCAAAACAAAAACUGACAGGUGGAAUUCAGCUCUAUUAUUUUCUGAUACAUCAUUUUCUGACAACUAUGCACAGAAUUAUUCUCUUAUUUCUUUUAAAUUGUCAUUUGUGUAAAUGUUGAACAUGCUCCUGCUCCCUGGUCUCCACCAGCUACACUUUGGAGUGCAACUACAACACAGGAAAAACCAUGAACACCAUCCCACCUGCUUGCCACGACAGCGGACGGGCAACCCCACCGCCUCCUCCAUCAUUCCCUCCGAAGUACACUCCAGAAAUAUUUGAACAGGUAGGCCGUUUUUUUGUACACGAGUUUUUGGCAGUUUUAGAAUAUUUUUUAUUGAAAAUUUCCACUGAUCUUUAAAGGGAAACUGUAACACCGAGUUAUACACCACCUCAAGAGAUGAAUUUUACUGACCACUUGCUUCUCUAGUUAUACCAACUUAAGUAACGACCGCACAAUAGCAAUACACAGUGGUCUAAGGAGCCACACACUUACCUCAACCAAAACGCCCCUCUAUAGCCACAAAUAAUGCUCAGAACAGCACCUAACUUCAUCAACAGGACAUAUAGGGUCUCAGCCAUAGUACUAGACACCAAACAUCUUUGUAACUUUUGCCUAAUUUCUUUAGUAAAGACACUAAACACAACUCACCUACUCUCUUCCAGCAGCGGCUUGUUUGUAGAGAGACCUCAGGCGAGUCCAUUACGUACUGCAGCGGAGUUUCGCAGCUCAAGGAAGAACAUUUAAUGAUCAUUUCCUCAUGAAAAUGCAAUCAGACCGAGACACUAAGGCAGAAGAACUACCACGUCUGCAGAGAAAAUUGAUUAAUAUGGUGAUUAUUACUUCAAGGAAAUGAUAAGGAAAUGAUCAUAGAUGUUCUUCCUUGAGCUGCGUCACCCCGCUGCAGUCAAUGGACUUGCCCGAGGUCUCGCUACAAACAAGCGGCUGCUGGAAGAGAGUAGGUGAGUUAGGUGAGUUAUGUUUAGUCUCUUUGCGAAAGGUAAAAAGAUGUUUGGUGGCUAGUACUAUGGCUGAGACCCUAUAUGUCCUGUUGAUGAAGUUAGGUGCUGUUCUGAGCAUUAUUUGUGGCUAUAGAGGGGGUUUUGGUUGAGGUUUGUUUAUGGCUCCUCAGACCGCUCUGUAUUGCUAUCCUGCGGUCAUUACUGAAGUUGGUAUGACUAGAGAAGCAAGCGGUCAGCAACAUUCAUCUCUCGACGGGGUGUCUAACUCGGUGUUACGGUGGGGAGGUAAUACCUAAGGUUCUCCUCUCAUCAGGUUGGGCGUGCCGUUGCUGUCUCAGCCCUGGAUAUGGCAGAAUGUAACCCCUGGCCUCGACUGGUGCUUUCUGAGCACAGCUGUCUGACCAACCUUCGAGCUUGGGUCCUCAAACACGUCCGCAACACCAAAGGCCUGAACACACAUGUACACGCCCACCCUCCUGUAAGGAUACACCACAAUGGCAGCAGGGCGUCACCUCCAAAGAGCUUAAACAAGUAGGUUUACACAUAUCUGCAACUACUGUCGCCGUUCUCAGGGGUCAUGUUUGGGUCACGGGUGUUUGAGUUGGUCUGGAUCUUCUUUCCACAGCUGUCUGUCGGGGUCCGCGUCGGAGAACACCCUCAGUCGAGUUCGCUGCAACAGUCAGAGCAGCAGCAGCCAGACGCCCUCCCCGAAGAUGCACAACUCCCCGAGCUUCACUUUUGGCUGCCCUCCGCCGCGGUCUCACACACAGCACAACAACACGCACACCGGCGGGCGUGGAGGCAACAAGACACUCGGGCCGGUCAGGGGUAAGACGAUCUCUCGCCCAUCUGCUUGUGUCGCUGGCUGGCAUUAUCCCUCGCCUUUGUGUGUGUGUGACCUCUGUUCCACUCCUGUCUCUCUAAAUGACACAAUUCCUGCGGUGAAGUUUCAGCUCCUUUGUCUCUUUCUACUUUUGAGCUCAUAAAAAAACCUGACGGGCGAUUGAAGCGUCAGUCUGUGUGACAGGUAGCUGCUGAUUUGUAAAAGUAGUAUUAUCCCAGGUCAGAAGUGAGCUCCAUUUUUAACACAUGAACAAAUAUAUUCCUGGAUGUCUGCAGCCCUGAACGCCAGCAUGUCCCCCGCAUGACGUUAGCAUGACUCUACCUGCUGCUGCUCUCUGUGUGUUUAAGUUUUAUCAUGAUUUAAAAUCCACAAGAGCUCUGUUCUAAGACAACAGUAAAAAAUCUUUACACCUGCUCUCUACUUGGUCUUAUUCGUCUUAGUACAUGGCUCUUGUGAUAAAUCAUCUUAACAGGUAGCCACUGUGUGUUUAAGAGUUUUAUAGAUUCUGAUAUCAGCACCGGAAAUGCCUCCAGUAACAAUUUAAAUGCAUUAUCAGUGCGGAAGUAGAACAGGUAGUAUUAAUCUGGGUUAGCAAUCAAACCUUGGCCUGAAAUACCGCUUAUAUGUCGUGUCUUAGCUGUAGUGCAGUCGCCCACCACUAGACGGAGCUACUCCCAAUUACGUAAUAACAAUCCCCUUCGAUGUAAACAAGCAGAUUGCAUCUUGUUGUGCGAUACUGACUGGCUCUCCUGAUCUAAAACAAAGACAUAAAGUUGUUUGUCGUAGGGCUGGGCGAUAAACCGAAAAAAAAAAAAAUUUCCUGAACUAAUCCGAUACUGAUAUCCGAUAUCAGUCCAAUACUAUGAAUGAAUGAAUGAACUGUAUACCUCGCCCUGUGAGUGAAGGCGUCAGGCUUGACAUUAGCCUUGUUAAAAAUAAGGUAACAUUUUAAUACAGAUAUGAAUUUACUUAAUAUUAUUUAUUAACAAAUAACAAACUGCACAUUAGUACACUUCCAUGUAUUAAAAGAAAAAAAAGGGACUGGAUCGGAACGCUCGAUCGGCGUCAUUCAUCCGAUAUCCAAUCCAGUGAAUUUGUUAACAUGAAAGACGAUAUUCGAUCCAAAUAUAAGAUCAGAGCAUCCCUGGUAUUUAGAGUGUUUUUUUAAUGUGUCCUCACCAUCAAAGUAGAUGAUUAAUCAGUAUUAAUUUCUUCUAAUGAGGUUACUGAUAUCUGAAUCAGAUAAAAGAUGUUAUUGGACAUCUCUGGUAUGUCUGUGUUUGCACACGAUCCCCGCAUGUUUCUUAGAUGGUGCGUUUGUGUGUGUUUGUAUGUGUCUCCCUCUCUCUGUAGACCCUAAGGCUCAGGAGAAAAGACGCCCCCCUCACCACCGCUCCAUCCUACGGUCUCCCAGCAACAGCCACACACCCUCCCGCCCCCCACACUCACCCCCUUCCUCCUCCUCGUCCUCAUCCUCCUCAGUGUGCGCAGCGGGUUCGUGUCCCCUCCCGGCCUCCGUCAGUAUGACAGGUCUGUACUCCCUCCAGUCCCCCAGCCUCUCCACCCUGCUCCCCUCCCUGCAGGCCCUGCCUCGCCCCGGGCUGCUCUCCAAACUGAGCCCCCUGCUCCUGCAGGGCCUUCCGCCGGCCACCAACGCCCCGAGCGGGCCGACCCAGGACUGAAUGUAGACUUACCUGUGAGGGCACGGGCAUAAGUUAUGUGUGUGUUUGUGUGUGUGUGUGUGUGUGUGAGUGUGUCUGACUGUGUGGGUGGCAGUGAGUGUUGGCUCUUAAAAUCGAGUGCCAGACAAGAGCUUUUAUCGACAGACUGUUUUUACAGAAACAUAACACCUGUCUAGUACUCAGUAAAGGUCAAAAUCGCUGUUUGAUCUCGUGUGUGUGUGUGUGUGUGUGGGUCUGUGUGUGUGUGUGUGUGUGUGUAAUAUCAUUGGUGCUAGCUUGAAUAAUGAUUUUUUUCUCUUCAGCACAUACACUUUCAAUGAAAACCUUGUAUCCACAGUGUUAGCACCUUAGUUCAGAUAACACACAGGGCAAGUUUUCCCCACAUCCCGGCUAUGACUGACAUGUGUAUUCGCUUUAUGUUCUGUGCCCGUCACAGUGGGGUACAUGCAGAUGUAUGGAGUGUAAAUGAAUGUUGCAGUAACAAGAAUUAUGUGUCACACUCCAUCGAGCUACUCAAGAAAUAAGCUAAGAGGAAGAACCAUGCUACUGUGCUUUUUUUACACUGCUACCUUUAGGUUUUAGUCGGAGCUGAGUUCGACUUCGUCUUUCAUUUUUGAAUCAUUAAUAAGUUUAAUUUUGAAAAAUUACAGAAUAGUUACAGCGACGCCUUUCGCCUUUUUGUUUACUGUACGUACUCUUUGUAAGUUUUACUGUGCAGGCCGCAGGCAGAGACACAGAGUCACGUUUCAGCCAAUCAUUCCGUAUAUGUCAUUUAGUUUUCCGUGACUAAUGUGGCGUUUUAGUUACCUCGGAAGUCAGAGGUCAGAGCUUAAAAUGACAUCACACCCGAGUUCCCAGCGUUUCAGUUGCCAAGUCGGAAAAAAGCAAAAUCAAGAUGGCUACAUGUACAAGAAAUAUUUUAGCGCUUGCCUUAUAUUUUGGACAAGGCAAGUGCUAAAAUAAUUUUGUAACCAUCUUGUUUCAGGCCUUUUUUAGCGCUUGUCUUGUCCAAAUAUAGGCAAGCGCUAAAUAAUUCCGAGGUAACUCGAACGCAGCAUUAAAGUCCUAUUUUAAAGGCGUCGUGAGUAAUAACUACGAUAUUUUGCAAUAACAAACUAUCAGAUUAUAGAACUUCUUACAUUGAUGAGGCAACGGGGACCUUCAAGCACAAUACGCUGCAGUGCUUCAUGAUCAGUAAAAGCCUCCAUCUGGCUGUUUUUUCUAAUACUACACACUGCACCCUUAAAGGACUCUGUUUUUAUGCUUGUGUGUAAGUCAUGCCCUCGAUAGUUAUUUCUCCUGCAUCAAUUUGGUCGUCAAGUUUCAGUCUACUGCCAGAAACUCAAAGCGGACCACCUCUGGUCUGAAUCCUCCUGAGGAGUCGCUUUAAGUAGCUGUUUGCCAAGAUGUAAGAACAGAAAUAGGCUCUCUAAGAGGUUUUACUGACAGAUAUGAAUUUUGAUGUAAAUAAAGUAGAAGCAUUUUGUUAAAGUAGAAGGUUUCUAUUAUACCUCGUUAUGUUUCAUCAAAGUUAUGACAUUUCUAUGACUAUUUAUUCAAACACAUCUGCGUGUUUCAUCUCGGCGAGCUAAAGUUAACACACUUUGUGGUGAGCAGAGGUGAGAAACUGUCCUCUCAUCUUGGUUUUUUACGUAAACUUUAUUUAUUAAUUGUGAAAUUCUAGUAUCUCGUCUGUAAUUUGGUUCUGUGUGCUGACAUGUAGGUCCUCGAUGACGGUCUGUUUGCGAGCAGAGGUAGAGCUUGGAGAGCAGCAGAUAGAGCAGAUCAUGAAUCGAUCGGCGGGGCAAACAGCCUCUGGAUUAUCGCUGUAGCUGUCAUUUGUUUUAGCGCUGUGUAAUGGUGUGCCUUGCUCUGGUGUCUGUUGUUGUAAGCAGUAGGUUUAGAAGGCUUUAACUAAACUUUGAUUCUUAUACUGAUAUAAUUCUGUCGUGGGUCACCUUUCCUGCCACCUGCUUCACGCUUGAAUUGGUAAACCUUCCCCUCCUGAGAUGUAACGGAGAGGGAAAACGAGGAUAAGAUCAUUAUAUUUUGGUAUCUUUUUAAAGGGAUAUUCCGGUGUCAAAUUAAUUUAGGGUCAAACACACAGUAACACCGAGUUAGACACCCCCUCCAGAGAUGAAUGUUGCAGACCGCUUGCUUCUCUAGUUAUACCAACUUUAGUAACGACCGCACGACAGCAAUACACAGCUGUCUGAAGAGCCAUAAACAAACCUCAACCAACCAGUGCUCGAUUAAUUUCCACUGUUAUGCAGAUGACACCCAGUUAUACUUAUCCAUGAAACCAGAAGAAACAAAUCAGGUUACCAAAUUAGAAGCUUGUCUCAAAGAUAUAAAAUCCUGGAUGACCAAUAACUUUCUGAUGCUCAACUCAGACAAAACUGAAGUUCUUGUCCUCGGUCCUAAACACCGUAGGUUGGUUUUUGAUAAUUCAUCAAACAAUGAGCGUGGUCUAGACCUGCUCUUGUUCUUUGAAAAGCAUCUUGGGAUGAUGACUGUUGUGAAUUGGCGCUAUAUAAAUAAAAUCGGAUUGACUGAUUUAUUUCAACCAAAACGCCACAAAUAAUGCUCAGAACAGCACCUAACUUCAUCAACAGGACAUAUAGGGUCACAGCCAUAGUACUAGCCACCAAACAUCUUUUUAACUUUGCCUUAAACACAACUCACCUACUCUCUUCCAGCAGCCACUUGUUUGUAGCCGGACCUCAGGCCAGUCCAUUACUGACUACAGUGGAGUUUCGCAGCUCAAGGAAGAACAUUUAUGAUCAUUUCUUCAUGAAAAUACAAUCAGACCGAGACGCUAAAGCAGAAGAACUACAUUGCAAAAUGAUUAAUAUGGUGAUUAUUACUUCAAGGAAAUGAUAAAGAAAUUAGGCAAUGGCGUUUUGGUUGAGGUUUGUGUGUAGUUCCAUAGACUGCUGUGUAUUGCUAUUGUGCGGUCGUGACUAAAGUUGGUAUAACUAGAGAAGUAAGCGAUCGGCAACAUUCAUCUCUGGAGGGGGUGUCUAACUCGGUGUUACUGUGUGUUCGACCCUAAAUUAAUUUGACACCGGAAUAUCCCUUUAAGUCACUGCAGCUAAUGUUGGAAGUUAAAGGAGCACUUUGAGGACUUUCUGACAAAAUUAGAAUAAAUAACUACCGAUGUUGUUCCCAUCCUCUCAUACAUAAAUGUUUCCUAUGUGGUAUUAUAUCCCUGAAGUAGAAGUGUCGGUCCGCGGAGAACAAAUGUGACGGUCAGUUGGUGCUCUGGGGGCGUAAAAGUCUCACUUCCUGCUCCUUUAACAUCACUCCACAAUUAUUUCCAUGUAGCUCCUGCCUGCUGCGUUCGUCGCAGCGGGGAGGAUGUUUAUGAGCUUUCACUUUAGAUCAAAGCCCUGAAAUAAGGGGGGAGUGUACCGUACUGUACUCUACUUUAUUCCGCUUUCUCUUGCUUCUCACUGUGAACUUGUUUUUCAGUUCUUGUCAUUUUAAAAGCUUCUAUUUGUCUUUAUCCAGAGAGUGAAAAAUAAGCUUAAGGUGAAAAACACACUGUAUGCAUAGUCACAUUCUCACUGGAUCUCUCUGCUUUCUGUUCCUUAUGAGAAUUGUGCCGUUUCCUCUAAUGUGGUGCUAACCUUUGACCUUUUACCGGAGUACGGUUAAGUGUUUGUCUGUUACGAAUAUCAUCCUCUUGAAUGUGCUGCUGUCUUUUACCGCCUCUCUGUUUAACCUCUUUAAAGAAUAAAACACUAUCCCCUUGUGAAGAAACUCCUGUGUGCUGGUCAUCUACUCUCUUUCUCUUGUGUGUGUGUGUGUGGCUGAAGCUGCUAUCAAAACCUCUGAUGUUUAGAUUUUGAGAAACCAUGGACCCAUUUUUAUUCUUUCGUUCACAUUGAUCAGACAGUUAGUUUGAUUUAUUGAUUUAAACACAUUUUUUAAUUUGUUUUGUUGUUUUUUUUUUUUUCACCAUCUCCAUCCUUAAAUGUUCUGUUUCUCAUCUGUCAUACGAUCUCCUCCCUGUUUCUGUUUUUGUCUGUCCCCUCCAUCUGGUCGACAGGCAUCAGCUGCCCAGACUUUCAGUCAGGCGCACCCACUUCACCCAGUUGGUCCAGGAAGCCUCUCCCUGCGCGGGGCGGGCGCGUGGGGAGAGGGUGUCGAGCGAUCACUCAACCCCCUGCAGAGGCUCAUACAGAGGUUAGACUGUCUUGUUUGUAUUUUUAUACUUUGAUAAUUACUUUUACAAUUAAAACUGUGUGUCUUUAUCCAUCACAGGCUGCUAAAAACUCGGGGCCUGAACACAUCCUUUCAUCCAUCAAGUUUAGCAAGUGAGUCCAACACUUACAAGACAAGAACUCAUGAUAAUGAAGAUGCACAUCCCUAAUUUUGAUGAGAUAUUUGUUCAUCUCUAAUCUCUUUUUUCCAUCCAGAUGUGAGCUACAGCCACCUCUGAGCCGUAUCCCCAUCCGCAGGGCGGGGUCAACCGAUACCCCUCCCACACAUCCCGGUAAAACCUCCUUCACCAGCAUCAGUUCACUCGCACCUGGAGAAAAGGACAAAUCAGCCACCAAGAAGGUGUUGAGGCUGCUCAAACCCGGCCUCCAUCGACACCUAACACUGUCAGGCAAGUACAGCGUUAUACACGGCGCUGUUACAUAACCUCUUUUGGCCCAAAGACAUUCAACUGACAAAUAAAAGCACGAGUUCUGAUAGGAUUAGUGACAGAGCUUGCUUUGCAAAGUUGGUAUCUUAUCAGGGAUUAGUUCGCUUUGCCUCUAGCGCCCUCAAAGUGAAACUUCCCUCUCAUCCGGUUACAGAUUUUUAUAGUCACUCUUUGAGUUGUUCUCAAAUGUGAUGCAGACAAUCCUCCACCAGUUUGUAGGUACUUUGAUAGUCCCUAAACUUUAUCUAGCAUCAUCAUAGCGUUACAGGAUGUUUAGUUCUGCAUAGCUGCUACCCUCUGAGCAUUUUUUGGUCUGAAAGAAGUCUAAUAGACGUCUAAAUGUAGCAUAGACAACUGGUCUAAAAUCAGGCUACCACAGGUCUAAAAAUCAAAGUUUUUUAGACUAGCCGCCUAACAGAGGUCUAACUGUAUAUUGCUCAACGGCUAUCAUAAUUAUUUUGGUUUAGUACUUGGAAAUCAGUUACGCAACUCCCAGCUGCUUUUUGAAAUAAAUAGUUAUCAAAUAAUGGGUUAAAGUGCAACAUCUGGACUCCAUCUAAAAAUAUACAGAAUCUAGACGCUUGAAAUUGGGUCUAAAAAAAACAGACGUCGAGUAGCCAUCUAUCGCUCAGUGGGUAUAAUCGUGCUGGCACUGGUGUAACCUGCCCAAGGGUUCGAGGAAUCAAAGUGAGUUCAAACAGAAGUGUUUUAGGCAGGAUUUGAAAAUGGAAAGAGACUCAAAAUUAGGAAUGUCUGGAGGGAUGGAGUUCCAGAGGCAGAGGUGGCAGAGUGGCUGAAAGCUCCAAUUCCCAUGGUGGUCCUGUUGGCAGGUGGUGCAGUGAGGUGAAUGGAAAAACACCAGAGUGUGUGGACCAGAAUCUUAAAAUUAGUGCAGUGUUUGUAGGACAGGAGUGAGGUGAUAGAUGGAGGGAGUUCUGGUGAUGGUGCAAAGAUGUUAAAUCUUGAAUCAAGAUGUUAACUUUAUGGAAGGUAGACAGAUGAUGAACAGAAUAGGCCCCAAGACAGAACCCUGUGGAACACCAGUAGUGAUUGGAAAUGGCUACAAUGGUGACUUUUCAGGUGACCUAUAAGAUUUGUUUUGUUUUACCUUGAGGACUUUUUUUCCCAAGCGUAGCUGGGCGCGCCCCGUGCCGAAUCCGCGUAGAGGGCUCCGCGGCCGACCAUAGCAGACGAGAGCUGUCGGAAUGACGGGACAUUUGAUAGCAUGGUAACAUACCACCACUCUGACAAUGAGAGACCAAUGUUGGAAUGGCGGGAUGUCGGAACGGCGGUUGCCCCCCCGUCUGCCUCACAACUAAUCAGCACGAAGGAGCAGCGUCCGCUUCACAACCAAUCAGGUUGGGGGAAGCAGGGAAUGGUUUUGUCAGUCAGUCAGUCAGAAAGAGCAGGCCACCCAAAUAAAUCUAAAAGGUUGACUACACAGACAUAACAAAACACAGCGAUAUCAUUAUAUUACCAAAUGUCAUCAAUAACUAAUAGCUCUAGACUGAUAUUAAAAGCUGUUUUGUAAAUACACCACAAAAAAAAGAUGCUUCUUUAACGGAAUCCCGCCUCCCCUAUAUUUAAGACAUCUGUGCUCCAUCGUCAACCUUGUUUAAACAUUUAUAAUUUCACUCCACAGGUGUAUCUGGGAAAGAAGCUGCCAUACACUUGGCCUCUAAAGCACUGAAGAAGAAGAGCAGCGACAGGAGUUUCAACUGCAAAGGGAGUCCCAUCAUAGAGACCACAUCAGAGAAGGAAGAAACUCUACAACAGGUUAUAACACACAUGUGAACACACUCACUGUGUCCACUUACAAAGAAACUAAGAAUGAAAUGAUACUGAUCGCCAGGUUGUUUUUGCAGAUCGAGGAAACUCCAGCAAUGCCUCCUCAUGACACUGUCAACAUGCGAGAAACAGUGACACUGUGUGGGGAAGCUUAGGAACUACACUGAGGAGGAUACUCCCGUAUUCACACAAAUGCAGGAUUCCCGGGGGCAUUUUAAUGUGCAAUACAAUAAAACAUUAUCUAUCCAGAUAUUGAAGAUGUAUGAUAUUUUAAACCAAUGCAGUUCAACAUGGUCAGACCUGCAGAAAGACUGUCUGCUAAAUCCUGAGAGCGGUUUUACUGGAGCAGCUGGGGGCUAAGUGCCUUGCUCAAUAAUAUCACAGCAGAAGGAGAAAAGAAAGAGGUCAAAACUUUCCAGCUGAUCAAUACUCUGUAGACUUGAAAUAAUCUUUAACAUUUCACCCAUCAUCAUCGUACCUCACACAUAUCCGUCUUUAAAUUUCAGCUCACUCGCACCCAAACGGAUGUUCAAUGUACUCAGACCGACACUGUAAUGCACUGAUAUGUAUUUUCACACUCAGCCACUUCCACUAUUGAAUCAUGUGGUUGACUCUCACUGAGACUGAUGAGCACAGCAGCACCUUUAUGACCUUCUGGUUUUCACUGAGUUUAGUCACAAACAUUUGAGUGAAGUGUGUUUGUGAUCCAGAUACAACAUAGGAGGGGAGGGGGGUUUGUGCUUUGCAUUUUUACUGUGAAGGGUAUUCACCUGCCAUUGGACUUUUUCAUAGUUGAUUUUACACUGACCAAAAACAAAGUUAGCUGUAGUAGGCCUGGGCGAUUUGGCCAAAAAGAUGAUCACGAUAUACUUUGUCAUAUUGUCCGAUCUCGAUUAUUAUCACGAUUUUUUUUUUUUUUAACUGCCAGUUUUAAAGCAUCUGUGCUUCAAACUAAAAAAUAAAUAGAUAAAUACUAAAUAAGAUAUUAAAUAACUUUUGACUCAAAGUCAUGGCUGACAUCUACUGCCCUCAGCUCCACGUUCGGUUACUCUGUUUACUUGUCCAGCAAUUUACUGAAGUGAGCAGGAAAAGCUUGACUCUGAUUGGCUGUUGUGAUGCACAUUUUCGUUUGAUUAAGCAAAUGAGCUCACAGCUGAUCACGGUGAUCGGACUGAAAUUUAUCCCGAUCAUAUAAUCGCCCAGUCCUAAACUGUAGUGCACACGUCACUGAAUUCAACACAAUUGAGCCAUGUCUGGUAGGCCUAUAUGCUUUUCAACGUUUGAAUUGUGCAAAAAGCUUUUAAACAUUGCACAGUUGUGUACCUACAUACAGCCCACAAAACACAACAUCAACACAAAAUUGAUCAAAAGCCAAGAGCGGCGGCAUCAUGCAGCUUCUUUCUACCCUUUGGCUGCUAUGUUUAUUUAAGUCCCAUAUGAAAUGAUUUUCCAUAUAUAGUGAAAGGCAGUUACACACUUGUCUCAAUAGAGUACAGACCCAAAAGAAAAGAUGUAAAGAGAUGAUUAUAGGCAAAACUGUAUCUAAAAUAUUCUUUAAACUACUUUUUUGCCAAGUCUAGUUGUCAAUGUAGUUAUUUUAAGUGAUAAAACAUGAGAAAAGUCCAAAAGGUUGGGAAUUCCUUUCACACUCACGAUGUCUGUAUUGAAUAUUUUUCCUUGUCACAUUCCUAUAGAGAUUUACUUCCCCAGCACAUUCAAAUGGAAACAUAUCUUACAAAAAAUACUGUAUAUUCAUAGGAUAUAGUACAUAUUUUGUGUAAGGAUCUCCGUUUUCAAAUGUUAUAAGCAUAUCUUAUACUUAGUUAUAUAAUCUGAUUUUGACCAAAUUGUUUUAACUGUUACUGGAUUAAUACUGUGUUGGAACUCUAAAUAAACUUGAAAUAUAAAUACCAUA
Messenger RNA from Xyrichtys novacula (pearly razorfish), 51489 nucleotides. NCBI's taxonomy places the organism in Eukaryota, Metazoa, Chordata, Actinopteri, Labriformes, Labridae. The record is from the annotation of a GenBank genome assembly.